GGGGGAGACAAGGGGUGGAGAGUGAAAAGAACCAGAGGGGGAGGAGGGAGAGAGAGAAAUUGCAGACAGCAGCAGAAGCAUUGCUCCAACGGGCGCUAAUCACUACAGUCCCAGCCACCGACCAAGGGAGACACAGCCACCCAGACUAACCCAGGCAGGCAGUAGCCAAGCAGGGAUCUCUGUGGCACCAGGGCACACAAAAACACAAGGACAAAAACAGGAUAUUCAACAAGGUAAGGAGAAUAGACUUUACAGCACACAUAUACCCUGAGCUGAUUGCAAAUGAAUCACUCCAUUUCUAUGUGAGCAGCUGGAAGCCAGCUUGGGCAGAAAGGGGGACAUGCCCCUCUCUGUCUCUGGUGUUAGAAGAAAUGGACUAAAUGGUCCAGUGGAAAAGGAGUGUUAUAGGGUUCAUUACUUCACUUGUAAAAAAAGAGACCUGUCUUUAAAUAAAAGCCAUAGCCCUUGACAGAAAAGAGGAACUGCUCACUGUGUAAAGAUAUGUCUACUUAAUGUGUUUUUUUUGGACGUAACUGAUAAGUGAUAUAUGGUGCACUUACUUCUACAGCCAAAACACAUGUAUAAGUAUACUUAGAAUAGUGAAGGGGUUAUAAUAAGAGGGAGGUUUGGGGUAGUAUAACUGGACGUCACUAUCCCUGUGUGCAAUAAGCUGUGCAUUCUCGUUAAGGGAUCUGGACAUAUUAAUCCCCAAUCUCCCCAUGUGAGGAAGGAAUGACCUAAAUACUGUUCUUUUUCCUGCGUUCUUUGUCCGGGGCUGUUCACAGCCUCUUAUAUUGUGCUAGGGCAAUAACCAUCAUCAUCAUCAAUCUGGAUCAUGGAAUAUGCGUCUGGGCGUUUCUGCUGCAUGUGUGCGCUGGCUUGUCAAUCGAAGGAAUGGGUUAAUGGGGACAUUACUAUGGUCAUAAAUCUGCCAGCUCUCACAGAACGUUGGAUAGAAUUCAGUGUUCUCUAGUAAUUGUCUAUCUGGAGUGCACUGAUCACUAGACACCCAGCUCUAGAUAUGCAUUGCUGGAUGCAGCCCCUAUGCAUAUGCAACAGCUGGAUGGAGUCACAUGCAUCUGUACAGGGACAUGCUGCAGCCAUCAUUAAUUGUUCUGUGCAAUCCUUUAUUAUUCUUUAGUUACUUUUUAUUUUAUGAUAUGGACACAUAUUUAUAAUGUUAUUUCUGUUUAUCAGGCAGAGCUUGUGAAAGCAAUAUGAUCAUGCUUUAGAUAACAUGAGUUAUGCAUGCUAGCCAGAGGGGAACUGAAACUGUGAAUAUAUAUAUUUAUAUUGACUAAGCAAUUACCGACCUAGAGGAUUAAAAAAAAUCCUGCUAUGUAUGAUUUGUGAUAAUGAGAUAGCCAGUCACUGAAUGAUGAACACUGCAGUGGACAUGAAUGAGACUUUCCUGUAAUUACCAAUUCCUUUGUCUUUGACUCACGCAUGCCCAUAUGAAUGGGGCGUGGUGACUGCUCUCUCCUACACGUAGCUCUCCCUGGUACUCACAGCAAGACAUGGCCAGUAACAAAAAGAUGCAUUCACAGUUUGAGCAUCCACAAUAGAUAUAUUGCAUCAGUUACAAAAACCGGGUUGUUUUAUAAAAAGGUGGAUUUUGGGGGGGAGGGGAGUUUGGUUGUAAAAUUGACACCAAACGGAGAAACAGUCAAAAAUGUUUAUUUUAUAUAGGGUAGAGUUCAUCUCUCGCUCUAUACCAUUCUCUUUUUGUUUUUAAAUAAGGUGCAUUAGUGAUUUUGAAUGCUUUCACUGAUUGCUUGAAUAGCCCAUUGUAGACGUAGCUCCCCAACUUAAUAAUUGGCAAUUUAAUACAAUUUUAGAUUAUUAUAAAACAUAAAUCAUUUGUUGGUUUUCCAUUUCCCCCCAGUUAGAGAUUUAGAAGCACGUGUUGAGUCAACCAUAAAUCAUCUGAAUGACAGAGAUGGCAGGGCAGACUUGCUCUGUGUAAGAACAUACUGUACACUACCAUUUGCAGAAAAUGGCUGCUUUUCUCCCGACUACUUUUCCCCUAGUACAAAAAUGACACAUAUGGGAAGCUGAUGCAGUUCGUGUUUUACAAUGGAUAUUCUAUUGUUACUAAGUAUUAAACAUGCUAGGAAAUACAUUAAAACACAAUGUAUGGAGAGAUGAUUUGGGUGCAAAGUCCUGACUUUUACAUCAUCAAACCUCACAAAUCUUUUUUUUCUGAAAAUGUAUUUUUGGAUGACAAUGCCUUCUCUUGAAUUGAUUGUAAUGGCAUCUCAAAUCUCAAAUCUUGGUGGCCUUGGUUCCUUGGUAUGUUUAGAUUAACCCAAACUGUUACAUUUAACAGUUGUGACCACAAACCUUUUACCAAAAUGGUUUUACUAGCAAUGUUAUACAUAUAUUGAUUGGAAAUCUAUCAUGCAGAAAAUACAGUUACAAUAAACAUGUUUAAGGCUAAUAUAUUUGCAUACUUCCCAGAAGCAAUACUAAACACGUUACCCAUCCAAAUAUAAAUCUAACAGUGAUCUAUUCUCUUAUUGUACUACUUACAUUUGGCAUCAUAUGAGCAUUCCAUUGAAUAUUGUUUAAUGGAUUUCAAUAGGAUUGGUGGUUCUGAUUACUGUCAUUUAUGUACAUGAGACAAUUUAGAUACUAUAGCUGUAUGAAAAUCAAAUAUGAGGCAUGAUAAAUAUAUCUUGUGACAAUAACACAAAUGAGCUCAUUGUAUAAAAGAAUUACCUAUUCCUCCCCAACAUUAUUGUCAUUAUCAUGCUAAGGCCCAAAAAUAUAAAUGUGCAACACACCAUUUUUGUAGUAUGCAUACCAACUAAUUGGAUGACUGUCACGUCAAAAAUCCAUAAAAUUAACUCUCAAAUGAUAUAUCUAUAUUUAAACGCAACACUGUAGCAGCUGGCAGACAACUUUCUUUAAUUUUUAGUGUGCUCUAAGCAAAUUCAUAUGCCGCCUGUUGGGAAAGCUGGCUGUAGGCAUUAUCCAAAUUGUGAACACCUGCAAUUAUUUGAAGGGGAAGUAACCAUGAAUAUCAUCCCAUUAAGUUUUCUCAUGAUAUGCUGCUAUGUAUAAACAUAUAUUUCUGAUAUGCCUAUUAUUCUGUGUCGAUGGCAGCCAUUCAUUGUCUGACUAUAUUUACAUGGCAAUAAUGGUUAUAAUAAUUUUGAGUUAAAAAACAUCUUGACAUCUACUUUAGGGUAAUUUUUGAAUGUGUUUGUGAGUAGUUAAAUGGUACAGGUUUAAAUGACUUAAAAUGCAGUAAAAUACAUUUAAAAAAAAUAUAUGCAUAUCUGUGUAAUGAAAUGGCUCCAUUUGCAUUUGUAGCAUAUGAUUUCAUGAAUCCUGCAGUGUUUAUAAUACAGGUUGCUGCCAUUUGUGAAGUGUUGUACGGGGGUGGAUAAAAUGAGGAAACGUGAUAAGAAGUAGGGCCACCAUGUGCCUUAAUCCUUCUUGGAAUGCUGUCAUACCAGUCCUGAUGUGUAAUAUCGCACUAUAUUUCAAAAAGAAAAACCUCACUCUGCAAUCUAGCACUACCUGUGGGCUUGUGUUUUGAACAAUUACUCCCCAAGAUGGUUGCCGGUAUCAUGAUAGAUCUUUCACCACAUUUAACAACUGGAAAAAUAUAUGGUACCCUUUGACUUUCUCUAAACAUAAACCUAUCUGGAUCAAGAAAACAGUUUGAAAAAUAACUUACUGCAAAACAGUACUUGGAGAAAUCAAAUAAUUUGUAAUUAUUUCACCAGUUAUACUUCUUUCUGUGUUGACAAUGAAGUGGUUAUUCAAUUACAACGCUACCUUAAUAAUUAAUUUGGGGUUGCUUAUAAAGUGCUGUUUUUGUUGGAACCGGGUAAUAAAGGUGCUGUUUCAGAUAUGUGGGGUUUAUUCACUAUCUUCUGAAUAGUAGUAAGUUUAAAACUGAAUUGCAAAAUUUGUGCAAAUAGUGUUGAUUUGGAGCCUACAUUUUGCAAUCUGGUAUAUCAGUUUUUUACAAUUCUAAAAUUAUUGAAUAAACCCUGUGUGGAUUUUUGAGGUUACACUUUUGUGCCAUUAGCAACCAUCCUCUGACUUGUCCAUCUUUCCCUGUCAAUGAACUCAGAAUUGUGACAUCUGUUCCUCUUUGCUUAUGGAGUUUGUCCAAGUAUGUAGUUUGCUGUCAUUAGUGACAUUUUCCAGUUUUGUGACAUUGCACUUUACAUUCAAGCACUGUCUUUGUGGCAUCUUUGGAACGAUGUCAUCUCAUGUUAUCUUGAAAACUAAUAUUUGCCUCAAUUUAAUGAGUUUUCCAAAUGAUUCAAUACUGUUAGAAAAAAACUUUCCAAAACAAUAUAUCUGUUGAAGUCACUAUUGAUGUCUAUGGAGAUUUUUGUAGAUAAAUCAUUUGGAAAGUUUUUCUAACAGUGUUUAAUCAUUUGGAACUAUUACUAAAUCAAGACCACAGUUAGUUAGCCAAUUAGUAAACCUUUUAUAGUUACUAACAAAUAUAAUUAAUAGGCAGUCAUCCUAAAAUUACAUAUUUUGCAGCUGUAUUUGUAGUUUCUUUUUAAGGAACACACUAUAAUGUUAGGAAUACAAACUUAUUUCUAACACUAUAGUACUGGAGUACCUGUUUAAGUGUACGCCCUCCUCAGAAUGGAUUUAAAAGACAAUUAACUUAAAUUUUUUCCAUCACUGCUCUGGCCUUGCCUUGGCUUGCCCCACCUCCUGAUGAUCUUGGACAAUCCAAUGCCCAUAGGAAAGCAUUGAAAGGCUAUUGCGCAUGCACGGCAAAUUGCUGUGAUGCAUCAUUCAGCAUCUCCUCACAGGGAUGCUUUCAAUCAAUGGCUCUAUGGGUAGUGUUCAGCAUCUCCAUGCAGAGCGCGGAGAACAUAGGUGCUGCAUUCAGUGCAGCACUGAUAUAGGAACCAUGUGUGACUGCACUUAGAGGUGUUAGUAGGCAGCAUUAUGAAGACCGCCUUUUCCCCUUGUGAUGUAAUCAAGUCACAGGACAUUGGUUCAAUCAAAUGUUUCUCAUUUAGAAGCAUUGUGCCCCCUAAGCACAUGCACAGCUCUCACCAUGAUCCAGAGAAUCAUUGAAAGCAAUUAUUAUCUAUGAAAAGCUGUGAUUAUAUGAUUGUGCAUGUGCACAGUGUGUGCGCUCACAAGAGUUGAGUUGAUUGUCAGUUCAAAAUAAAACACACAAUACUGGAGCGCUUAGUAUAUAAAAACUCUAUAAGGGCAAAAAUAGAGCUAUUUAUAGGUUAUAUAAGUUCCCAAAUAUUAGAUACUAGCUACCACACUUCAAAGUGAUCCCUUCACCACAUAUAGAGUAUUCAAAGUAUAGUAUUCAGAAGUGGAGCGAUAUCAAGCAACAGUAAGCCCUUCUCCCACAUGCAACAGAGCCUUCAAAAGGAAAAGAAAAAUACUUAUAUUUCUCACUGGAUGGUAUUCCAAUUCAUACUCAGCAUGCAAGAGAAAAAUAAAAAGAUCAUAGAACAGAUCUGUAUAAAUUACUUGGUACUUCUUAGAUAGUGCUAAAUGUCACAUGUAAUUACUUGAUCAUCUGGGUAUUAAAUAAUUUAUUACCAAUAUGUAACAAUAUCAAAUAUAAAAACAAGCUAUAAAAGCAAAUAUAAAACACAAGCAUAAAGCAUGUCACUGCUUAGUUAACAUACAUAAAGCAGGUCAUUGCUUAAUACGCACACAUAAAGCAGGUCACUGUUAAAUACACAAACAUACAACAGGUCACUGCUUACUAGAUGGGAUGGUGAGUAAAACGGUAUAUGUUCCCGUUACCCACAACCAGGCUUUCCCACACUGGGAGAUGUCUCCUAUGUUAAGGGGUCAGUGGAGUUCCUUUGGUGCAGUCCGUGUAGCAUGCGAAUUAUCAGCUGCUAAUCUUUCAAAAGUCCCGGCUUGUUGAUAGGCUCCGCCCCCUUAUCAACGUGUUUCCGUGUCUACGCAUUUCUCCGUUCACAGACUGCUUCGUCAGGACUUAAUGUGCUAACCUGACAAAGCCGUCUGUGUUCAUUCAAUGCAAAGACCCGCAUCCUCACAUGUGAAAGUGCGGUUUUCAUUGCUAUCACACCACAUAAAUUCCACCAACUGCAUGGCAGCACUUUCAAGCCCUAACCACAGUUCACAAAUGAUUUUGCAUUCAUCUCAAUAGGGUCCACUGAUGUUGAAUGUCACUAAAUGCGAGGGAUGAUGUUAACACACCUGGUUAAUAUUCCUGUUAGUUACCCCAUGCUGGGGUAUACACUGAUACACACAUUGUUAUAUGAACUGUUUAUUGAUAGAGGCACUCGGUAUGGCAGAUGCAUAUUUAGCUGGAUAACAAAUUGCAGACUUGGUGAACUCACAUUGAAGACAAUUUUAUAAUUGCUUUAUAUUUAUCACUUUGACACCAAUCCUUAAAUCUCCAUUGCUAUCCCAGUGCUUGCCAUAUACAAAAUAAUUAAAGUGUGGGCAGUCAUUGGAAAGGCAAAUUAUUCUCUUCUUGGUUCAUAUAAAAUUAGGCUGUAAGGUUUACCAAUUUGCAUGCAUUAUUCAAAAUAAGUAUCUGGUGACAAGUGACAGCAACAUGUACAAUAAACAGUGCAGCUUAGUGCACUGUAGGGGACUGGUAGAAGCAUUAAUAAAUUAUAUUUCUACAUAGAUUUCUUUAAAUCUUGAUAGUUAAAUAUGAGUUCAUUUUUUGAUGAUUUGACUGGGCAGGUGCUAAUGACUAUGAUUGUCACACUCACGUCAGGGACGACAGAUUCCACCCCUUGAGACACGCCUGGUUUUCUGAAGAAACACACUGCUCAGUGAUACUCAUGUCAAUUACAUUGUAAACUGACAGCUUCUAAAACUAUUGCAGAUAUGCAGAUAUUGAGUUUCAAAUGUAACCCCAAUUAUCUCUCCUGUUCUUGUUGGACACUCACUGAAAUCAUCUGGCGUUUUAUGGCUGGCUGAAAAUGAUGGGAGCUGUAGGUCCCCAAGCAAUAUGUCCAUGUGUGAGAAAGAUGGAUUUAAACACUGGAUUUAAGUAAUCAUACUGAAGUUAUGUCACUCAUUUAUCAUUAAUAUAGAAAUAAAAUGCUGAAGUGCUUAAACCUAUUAAAUAUGCAAUGUAAUACAGCACAACAUAGAAACAUUGUUUAGCAUCCCUUAUUGUACAAUAUGUUUGAACUAGAAUUUCUUAUCUUCUACUCUGUUGAUAAUCUGUUAGAGCCUGCACCAGACUUUUGUGUGUGAUUAAAUUUCAGCAUAACAGGAGAUAUGAACUUCUAAAGUAAACAUACUGUGCAUACUGGAAUGAAAACAUUUUUGUCAUUGAGGCCGCUUAAGGCACAACAAGGAGAUGUGUGGCUAGGGCUGCAUAAACAGAAUCAAAAGUGAUAUAACUUGUAAAUGACAGAGAAUUGAGCAGUGAGACUGUAGCAUAACUGCAACUCUUGUGACUCUGAAAACCGUUGUCAGGAGGAUUAAGGGGCUGUGAUGCAGUGAGGGCCAUAGGGUCAACCAAAAGGACUGCCAGGUCAGAUUGGUGUGAAUGCACACCCGGAUACCGGAUACCUGUCCAUCAUCCAGGCCAGCCCACUGAGGGGAGACUCUAUAGGCAGAACUGCUUCUGUGCUCUCUGCAGUAUUCCUAGAGUGUCACUUUAAUGUAUUCAUUUAGUAGAUAAUAGACUGUAAGCUCAUUUGAGCAGAGUCCUCUUCAAUCUAUCGUUCCUGUAAGUUUUUUUGUAAUUGUCCUAUUUAUAGUUAAAUCCCCCCUCUCAUAAUAUUGUAAAGCGCUACGGAAUCUGUUGGCGCUAUAUAAAUGGCAAUAAUAAUAGAUAGAUAGAUUGCAUAGAACAAACAUAGUUACUAUAGAUAAUUUUCAACCUUUGCUGAAACCCUUGUUCUUACCAUUCAGCAUAUUUUCUGUCUCUUGUAACUUAUUCUUAACAUGUCAUAGGUUUUAAUGUUAUCUACCAGAUUAAUGUGCCUAUAAAUGUCUUGUAAGCAUGAUACAAUGCAUUCAGUAUGCCAUGUGUCAGGAAUAAAAGCAAGAAAUGAUUGUGGGGAAAAAAGCAUGGCAAGUCAGAGGAGAGGAUUUUAUGAGACCAUUACAUUGCUUCACUGACAAAAUGGUCGACAACUCUUUAAUUCACACAGUAAAGAUACAACACUGACCAUUCAAUAAUGGGUAGGAGAUAGUAAUGUGCAUUUCAUGACAGUUUACCAGAAUCAAAUCUCCCAAAUAUUAGUGAAUCAAACACAGCCAUCUUCAAUUUUACAUGCUUUGCUUUAUGACCCAAAUACAUAUAUAAACAGAUCAUUGUUGCCAUGGAAGCGGAGCUGAACAGAUACUUUGACUGAAAAACACAGAACACAGGAGAAACAGAAUUCUCACUUUACAAGCUCUUUUCUUAUUUUCUUACUAAGAGUUUCUUAUUAGUAGCUUUCAUAGGUUUGCAUUUUAAUCUCAAGAAAGAACAAAUCAUUUGCUGUGUUAUAUCAAUGUUUGAAAUGCAGUACUGAAUUCACGACAAUGGCCUGUUCAUGUUUGUUCAAUACAAUCUGUGUUAUCUUGUGCAACAUGUUAGACUAUAGCAGAACAGCCAUUUUGUCUUUUCUUAUUUGAACCUUAUAAGCAUGUCAUGAUUUGUAGCAAUUCAAGGGCAAAACAUAUUUUGAUUAACAUGCUGGUGGUAACUCAUUUUAAGUUCCUAUGCAUAUUGCAGUUAUAACAAUAGAGCCUAGAUAUUGCUUUUCAAAAUGGUAACUACAAUAUUAAUAAAACAUGAACAUGUUUACACAUCAUGUUUUUGCCUAUAUAAAUUACAAAUUACUUUUCUUGAAUUGGCACAUAUAUAUUGUAUUAUAAUAUAUAUGUUUAUGGAGUUAGUUCUAUUGGGCGUGUACUUGACAUCAUAUAUAUUAGAUUAGAUUUGACUUUAUAUUACACACACAUCCAUCCAACCAUCAAAUAUGAAUACACACCCUUCACUUUUCUGAUCAAAUAGAAAUACUCACUCUUGUGUCCAUGGUUUCUGAAAUUCACUUUAUUUUUAACCAAAUAUAAAUACUCACUUUUAGCUGUGUCCAUUGUUAAUUUCCAAAGAUGAAUUAUAUUUUUAUCUCCAAAUAUCUAUCAAUCUUUGUCAGAUUGGAUGCAGAAUCCAUGGAAGUUGUACUGUGGGGCUUUAAACUGCUUGGAACGUUCUUGAAAAUGAUGCCUUGGUGUAUGAAGAAUUUAUAUGCUCCUGGUGUGAAAUCAGUAAUGAAUAGAGUUCCAUAUGGUUACUUUCAAGCACUAUCAAAGGUUCUGUAGAAUAGAUACAUAUCCUUAUGGAAUGCAUUUUAUAUAGGAAAAUCUAUUUCUACAUGAAAGGGACACUUCAAGCAUGCUGCAGUGGUUAUGGUGAUAGGAGUGUCCUGGCCCCUAACAUGUGUUCAAAGCAUUUUAGAACAUAUGCUUUCUGAUGGAAUCAGCCGACACCAUCAGUCAAUGAGCUAACCCUGAAUUGCAGUGUUAACUUCUUAGGAGUUUCUGACUCUCUGUUGACAGUAGUGGAGGUGGACCCCAGAUAAGAAGUCAAACCAUUUUAAAUCAGUUUGACUGCUUACAGGGGUGGUGGUGAGGGGAGAGUUGCUAGGGUUCACCUGGUGCUUGGUAUGUUCCUUGAAGUGUAGACUAGCUUGGGAGAAUGGGGUUUGCCAGUAAACAUGCCAUGAGGAAAUGUCCAUUGCAUGGACAAUAUAUAACUUAUUAAUUAGGACAAUGACAUUAAGUAAAUAGAGAUAUAUACAAUCAAAGACAAAGAGACUGUAAUUGGAUAAAAGGGCCGUGGCAUUUAUUUAAAGGGUUUAAGAGGCAUAACACGUAACCAAUAAAAACAUAACCAAAAUGUAAUAAACCUUAAAAUAACUUUAAAACCAAGCUAAAACUAAUAUAAUCCACCCUGGCAGCCAGAUUGUUAUCUUUGCGGCUCUGUCCACCGCCAAAAUUGAAGGUGACCUUACGCCUUGACUUAAGGCCUGCAACAGAAAAUUAUGAAGGUGAGAUGCUUGUCUUGGUAAACUGAGGGAAAAUGUUUUAGCCAGACAAAAAUGCUGCCCUAUAUAUUACUGUAGUGCUGCACAUGCGUGAUAAACUCUAGCCAGUCACAUAAUCAGAUUUUCGCUCCAUUUGUGCUGUGAUAAUUCAGUAAAAAAUGUCCUAUACCUUUCUCUACCUAAACUACCCGCAAUGGACAGCUUUGCAGUCAUAUUAGUGAUGUGUAUAUUUAUUUCUGAAAGAGAAAUUAAAUGUUCAUAGUGCAACACUGUAAAUAAAGAAUUAUUACAAUCGUAGCUCUAUAUAAGGAACCACUCACAUAUUACUGAGCUUACGGCCAAGCUCAGGGGUAUACGCCUUCAGGUCCGUCAAGGCGACCUUUCCCUUUCUUGUAUCACCAAAAGCGACACCCACGUUGUGGCUAGAGCUCAAACAAAAGUAUAUAUAGUGCAAUAUAGUCUGAAAUCCGUAUUGAUAUAGACAGUAUGUGUAUAUAUACUCACAAGUGUGGAGCCUCCCUCUUAGGCUCUUUUUCAGCGCGUUGUGUAGUUAAGGACUACACUCCUAUAUAGCAGGAACCAAUAGCCCAAUAAAAUUCAAAUAUUUAUGUACAUGUAGAAUUAUUCUCUGUUGCUACCACCUUCUGAACAGGUCUUUGUCCAAUGGCUCUAGAUUCUGCAACAGAGAAUAAUUCUACAUGUACAUAAAUAUUUGAAUUUUAUUGGGCUAUUGGUUCCUGCUAUAUAGGAGUGUAGUCCUUAACUACACAACGCGCUGAAAAAGAGCCUAAGAGGGAGGCUCCACACUUGUGAGUAUAUAUAUACACAUACUGUCUAUAUCAAUACGGAUUUUAGACUAUAUUGCACUAUAUAUACUUUCGUUUGAGCUCUAGCCACAACGUGGGUGUCGUUUUUGGUGAUACAAGAAAGGGAAAGGUCGCCUUGACGGACCUGAAUGCGUAUACCCCUGAGCUUGGCCGUAAGCUCAGUAAUAUGUGAGUGGUUCCAUAUAUAGAGCUACGAUUGUAAUAAUUCUUUAUUUACAGUGUUGCACUAUGAACAUUUAAUUUCUCUUUCAGAAAUAAAUAUACACAUCACUGUUUUGAAAGAAUAACAACAAAAGAAUUGGAUUUCGAUCUGUAUGUAGCGCUUCACCUUUUGUUUUAUGUAUAUGUUUAUGAUUAGUGUAUAAGGAAAGAUUACACAUGGUGAUAUAGCAGCUAUUACUUGAAUAUUGUUAUAUAACGUGUGACAAAUAGGUUUUGUAUAAAGCGCCAGUAUAUUACUAUUUUCUAAUUGCAGUCAUAUUAGCUACCUAUAAAAUAUCAUACAAUUAUGUAAAGCAGGAUUUUUGUUCAGGCAUAAUGUAAUUUUAAAAGUGUUUUAUUCAAUAAAUAAUUAUUUAAAUUAUUUAGUUUCACAAUAUGUUAAAUCAAUGCAGGACAUUGAGAGCAAAAAAAAAAACAAGGUAAAGGAGAAUACUGAGAACGCACAACAGCUCAAAUAGCCUGCCCUUCGGUGGCUCAGAUCUCAAGCUGGUUUUAGCUCAUCUCGUGCCAUUACAAGAAGAACCAAGCUAUUUGCAUAUCAGACUGAUCCCACCCAAAAGGGCAGAACAUCCAAAAUACAGGCCAGCUCUCUCUGCACGUUAGAUACAGCAAGGGGUCCACAUCUGGAUUACCCUUUAAUCGUAGGGAGAGCAAAAAAACUAGGUACAAGAGAAUACUGAGAAUGUACAACAGCUGAAACAGCCUGCCCUUCGUUGGGUCCCUGCAGAUCUCCAGUUAGCUCAUCUUGUGCCAUUACAAAAUGAACCAGUCAAUUUGCAUAUCAGACUGAUCCCACCUAAUGGGAUCAAUGCAAGAAUUUGCAGAUCAUACAAACAUUGCUCAUGCAUAAAUAUCAAUAUUGCAGCCUGGUGGUGAAAACACAUUUUAACUAAAUCAUAUUAAAAAUAAUGCUGCCUAAAUGUUACUAUAGGUAUGGCAAAUACAAUAUUGUCUUGAAUUUUGUUCAUGAGAUUUUUCCGAAAAGGGCUUUGCAGGUAAAUAUUUGAUACCAAGGUGUCAGUCAUCCGCAAAUAUUUAUACUUGUGACUUGAUUAUUUAAAAGACUUUAUUGUUUAGAGAAAAGGUGCCUGCAGUGAAUUGGAUCUCAAGUGGGUUUACUUUCUAAAGAUCCAGUCCUAUAGAGAAAGUGAGAUAGUGAUGAUUGUUAUUUUUUUUUUUUUUUUUUAUAGAAAACUAAUCCUAGUUUUGCAUUGUCAUGAACCCACCAAAUCUGAACAGUUCUCUUUAAAAUAUUAUUAAAAACAAUGGCUGACUUGUCAAAUUUGGCCAGGGUAAAGUUUGGAGAGGGAGAGUUUGGGUUUGGGCUGGGACAAAGUAUGGAUAAUUCCUUAAACAAUGACGUGCCACAGUCGAUGUGCCCAACCAUAAAUGAGAUGUGUUUGUGUAAUACAGGGUGCUUUGGGAAGGCCCCAACACAAAUAAAAAUGCAUUUGAUAGGUUUGGUCCCUGUAUUCAUAGGGAGAUAGCACAGUACUGCUUCUGUUUGUUCAUUUCACAUAUGAGUCCAGUCCUUUAUCCUUCAGAGAGCAAUCAAAUGUUUUCCCCUAGGUAGACUUUUCAGUAUGGAUUUGGGGAAAUGCUUGGAUGGCUAAAUAAACUACUAACUUGUUAUCUACACCCCCCUUGUUUACUUACAAUAAUUUCAUACUAUUUUUUGUGAUUUGUUUUGUUUUAUCCUUUUCUUUUACCUUUCAAAGGGAAUUCCUUUUUCAGUUUGUUAGCCCUCUACAUUCCACUAUGAAGGUAUUGUGGUUUAUUUGCAACACUGACUUGUAUUGGCUCAAUACACACUGUUUACCAGCAUUAUGACCUGACUAACAUAGUGUUUCAAUUGCAAUAUCUUCUGUAUUCAUGUAUAUCUAGCGCCAAUUAUUCCUUUAUCCUUCCAAGAUUAAUACAAUAGGCAUUGGAUUAGAUAAUAACAUAUAUAUAUUCAAGGAUGUCAUUACAACUAGUAAAAGUUUAAAUACAUUGAUAUAUGUGUAUAUAUAUUUUAUUUCAUUUUAUUGACCUCAGAAGGAAUACAUAUUGACAUGACAAUGACAGGAAUCAAACAGCCAUUUUGAAUUGGUACUGAAGUGGUACUAAAGUAUUAACUACUGAGUUACUCAUGGUUGUAUUGUCCAUUUACUAGUUAAUUAUAGUAGUAGAAUAUUUUCACAAAGGCUUAUUUUAAAACAAACAAACAUACAUCUAAGGCAAAGGAAAGGUUUUUUUACUGUAAGAACAAUCAGGAUGUGGAAUUCUCUGCCUGAAGAAGUGGUUUUAUCAGAGUCCAUACAGAUGUUCAAACGGCUACUAGAUGCAUACUUGCAAGAACAGAAUAUUCAAGGAUAUAAUCUUUCAAUGUAGGGUAAUAACUGCUUGAUCCAAGGAUAAAUCUGACUGCCAUUCUGGGGUCAAGAAGGAAUUUUUUUCCUAGCUUGUUGCAAAAUUGUGCUUCAAACUGGGUUUUUUUGCCUUCUUUUGGAUCAACAGCAAAAAACAAAUGUGAGGUAGGCUGAACUUGAUGGACGCAAGUCUCUUUUCAGCUAUGUAACUAUGUAACCAUGUAAUUAUCAAAGUGCACCAACAGCUGAUGAAUGCAUCCCCUCCUGACUAUCCAGGUAGAUUUUACUAUUGUUGAUUUUCAGAUCUGGGAAAGUUUACUAGGGGUUAUUCAUUAUAUGUGUGAAUUGUUGUGAAUGCAAAGAGGAUUCAUGUUAAUUCACUUUGAAUUCCAGACAAUUCACACUUCAGUGCAUACCCCUUACUAUAAUAAGUAUACAGUGGUGUGUUGCAUGUGUUUCCCCCCUAAAUAAUACUGUUUCAUGUUACCAAGGAUUCAAUGCUAUCUCAUAGAUAUCACAUAAUCUCUGGAGUUUUCGACAGAUAUAUGUUGCUCUAACGAUACACUUGAGCUUAAUACUAAUUCACUGGCAAGUUCAGAAAUAAUUUGGAUAUACAUGCUGUGUAAUUUGCAAGAAUAUGGGACAUUACGAGAGGAGCAGGAAGGAAGUAGCUUCCCAUUCCAAAAUACACAUGAGAUAUGAUAUUUCAUGUUUUCUCAGUGGAUAGUAAAAUUAUUAAAUUUGUUUGUGAGACACAAAACAACCACAGCAGACAUAAAAAAAAAAAUAUGUUAAAGGGCAGUAGUUACUUUCAACAGUAGUUUUAAAUCUCAGGGAGGAUAUUUAAUGAACUAAACUAAGCUUCCAGGAUUUUUUUUGUACAGUACAGUUUGAAAGAAUAUAGAAGGAGAUGAGUAUAAAUAAACCUUGUUUAUGUGAGGUACAUUUUGUACAAUUUUAGUUUAAGGCAUAAGGCAUGUACACCCCAAAGAAAAAAGAUGCAGGGUUAGGCUAUGCUGUAGUAUUAUGCAGUUGCAAAACAAAGCCCUCAAAAAAAAACUAAUUUUUUUUUUUAUCUUUGCUCCACCCAUGUGACUCUACAUUUCCAAAAGUAAGAUAACUGAUGCAAAAAAAUACAGCUGUGUGCUUUACACAUAUUUCUUGUGGAGAGGCUUGUGUAUGUAUAGAUCUCUCAAAGAAUCUUGUCAAAGAACACAGCUUCAAGUAGUUUCAUAUAUAGCUACAAAACAUAAAAGUAUUGGUGGAAUGAUCUCUACUGCCAUGGACUUAAAACUUCUGUCCAGAUCUGUAUCAUGCCCAGAGUACUCAGGGACAAUCAAUGACUUAGGCCUUCCUAAAAACAGGGUGCAGAGAUAGGGCCGUGUGGAAAACUAGGCUACGUGAUGUCCUUGCUACAUACAAGGUUGUGAGAGUAUAAUUCAUCUAAGUAGAAUAUAACACUUUCAAGUAUGAAUAGUCAUUCUUGUCUGGCUUCUUAUGAUAACUUGCAUGAGUAACUUAAUUUGUGUUUAUCAUGAGUGAAGUUGCAGAGCUCUACAUUUUAUAAACUAUUACUAUUAAGGAUUUGAGGGAUAUGUGCUUACCUCAAAUUUAAAACAAUUUAAAGGAACAGGGUUGGCUGUCAGAUCUCAGCUAUUUUACUUCCGUUUCUCUUCAGUUGAUGAUGGAGAUAUGCUCCAAAUUAGGGACAUUGUGAAGUAUAUGUUAUGUAUAUAUGUUUUUAUUUUUGCAUUAAAGUGGACCUGAAUAGGAAAAAUGUACUUACCUGAUAUCACUCCCAUACAUUGAAUACACCAUAUAUCAAAAAGAUACAUGAUGUGUUGAAUUAAAAAUAUAAAUAUUUACUCACCUCUCCUCCAUUCUAGGACUGCUACCUUAUUCAUGUAACACUCACCUCCGGGCAGUAAUUCGCUCUGCCUCCUGUCUUCUUUGAUUUGCAAUGCUUGGGGACGCUUCCCCAAGCAGGGCAAACCUCAGUGACUCUGGCUUGCUGGCUUCUUUGCCAGGAUGCCAGCAUCAGAACAAAGUACUUGGGAGAGCAGAAGGACCUCCUGUGGGAGGUCUUUGCUGUACUCCCUUGUCAGUCAAUGCCCCUGCAUUUAGUGUCUGAAAGACAUCGAUUGAGAGAUUGGAGAAAAACAUGUUUUUAAAUAGAUAUUUCUCCCAAUCUAUACAUUUGCUAGCAAAACUGUUAGCUAAAUGGAUAAAUAAAGUUUUAUGCUCUUUCAAAAGAGCAUAAGAAAAAAAAGUGAUUUAGGCAUUCUUGAAAGCGGCUCUGUUACCUCCUCAUCCAAAAUGAGUGUUUCAUAUAGAUAUAAUCUUGCAUGCGUGAGACUACAAAUCUGAUGUCAGCUCCAGGUCAGUAAAGGGCCAGGGGGUGAAUACGACCUGCAAGACGAAAAUGGUGGUGCCCGCGAGUAUAGCUCACUUUUAUCUGCACCCCUUGACUUUCACUCUCUGCCAGUGGAAAAGUCACUGGAUGCUGAAUAUGAAACUUCUGUUUUGUCUGUAGAGUUAAAAAGCCACAUACGUUUUGGUUUCAAGAUGUUAUGAUUGCAAGAUGGGGCUUUAUUAGUUAAAUAAAGUUAGAAAGCGAACAUGUCUGUAUUGUUCUCACACUUUUACUCAUAGACAAUUUGCACCGAAACUGCUCCUUGUUUUCUGGUCUUACACAAUAAUUUAGUUAUUCCUCACACAAAGGCUGUAGCUUGAUAAUAUCUGUAGUGGGGGUUUUUUAUUAUUGCUUUGUCAUAAUUUUACUUUGAAAUAUUCAAUAUAUUACAAAUACAUUUUCCACCAUAACUACUAUGUUUUUUAUGUAGACUAAACAGCUGUAACUUUCUGAAACAGAAUCACUUUUUUAAUAAGUAGUCCUUGUUAAAUAGUAUCAGAAUAGUUUAGCCAAUUGAUUCCAGUUGUGAUUGUACCAGUUGAAAAUUGUUGACAGUUGUAUGUACAGUACAUAAUUCACUGCAUACAAAAAAGUGGCAUUAUUAACAUCAUAAGCAUAUGCCACAUUACAAUAACAUAUUAAAAUCUUUGAUUCCACCUUUACGGGGGAAUUCGGAGUAUCUCUAACAGAGUCAUUCAUUAGACUCUGAAUGUUAACAAAUUAAGGCCUCAAUUUAAUAGUUUUGAUAAUGGUUUUAAAUGAUUUCACAUUUUUGGAUAACAUAUAUCAAGGUGUAAAAAAAAAUAUCAAAUUAUUAAAAUAUUGAAAUAUUUUUUCUAAAUAUUAAAUCAUUUUAACAGUUUAUCAAAAAAUAUUCAAUCAUUUGAGAAGCUUAUCAAAAUAUAAAAUUUUGUGUAUGGCAAACCAAAGGCUUAUGUAGCCAAGUUGUGAAUUUUUCCAAAUGAGCCAUUUUAGCUUAAAUGUAAAUUGUAUGGACUAAAAUUCUGAGUAUAAUAUAUCAGAUACAGUAAAUAGUGAAAUAAGUUCCGGUUCCCUGUUCUGUGGAAAGUUGUACCUCAGAGGCGUAGAGUGAUAAUUUUACGACAUAUUUUUUUUUUUACAAAACUAAAACGUUAAAUUAAGUUUUAGUCCCACAGAUAAUUAUUUUGGUUUAAUACCCCUUAACACUACAGGCUUCUAAUCCAGUGUUGCAAUAUUGGAAACAUGUGAUUUUUUUUUUGUCCUUUUGCUCAGUUCUCUGGUUUAAAAUUGACAAAGAUUGGGUACUAUAUAGAGCACAUGCACAAAUGUCGAAACAUAUUUAUUUCAUAUGUACUUCCUUUGCAAGUGUUUGUCAUUAUCAUUACAACAUAACACAUUGAUAUCCGUCUGACAAAAAAAGCUUUGAUUUCAUAUUUUUGAACAAGUUUUUCAAAUUAUUUCAUAUUUAUGGAUACACUUGUAAAGUUAUUUUAUUAUUAUAUUAUUUUAUUAAAAUAUACCAAAAUUUAAAAAAAUAUUAAUAUAUAAAAAUAUAUAUUUUUUCAAGAUAUUAAAUAAUUUUUUUAAGUUUAUACAACAAUAUUAAAUCAUUGGAAAAGCACAUCCAAAAUUAGUAAAUCAAGACCUUUAUAUAGUAAAAUGUACAGGGUGACAUUAACAUGGGGCACAUUUACGAGCUUUGUUUAACAUGGAGCACCCUAAAUGGAAUGAAUUGGAGCCUGUUUGAAUAAUUACAUCAUUUUUAAUGUCAAAUUUGUCCCUCCUUUUAUAAACCUAUUAUACCUAACACAUGACUGAUAUGUGUAUAACUAUGAUUACAGUGCUUUUUUUACAACCCUGGACAAUAGAUGUGUCAAACAAUUGUUUGCAUUUGACUUAGUGGAUUUAUGGACAUUUGACAUUAAUUAAGCUAAAUAUAUAUUCUCUAUCACAUGCAGACAUGUGCAUCAUUGGAAAUGUAUGGAUAGAGUUCUAAAAGUAGAACAGUCACCUUGGCAACCCAAGUAAUGUUGUCACUGAUUUUUCUUUUACACUGUAAAUUUUGGGAUCACAAAGGAUGUACUGUGGAUUUGCAUAUUAUUCUAAAUUAAUCUAAUUAUUUGAGUCAUUUUAUCUACUGUAUAUUUCAAUUUGCUUAGUUGAUAAUCCAGUGAUAUAUGAAAAUACAAACAUUAAUCUCUAUAGUGAUAUAAUGUUAUAAUGCUAAUGAACUGACAAGUUCGACUGCUUCUUAUCUGAUUAGUACAGAUACGCAAUGUACUUGUACUUACUUAAGUAUAAAAAGUGUGAAAAAUUAAAGUUCUUAUAUACACAAAUACUUGUUUUAACCUCCGUUUAGGUAGUAUGUUCAAAAUGAAUGUUAAUUUAAUGUUAAGUUGGUAUUAAUAGUCUUUAAAAGAAGCAAACUUGUAAUGAAGGGGUUAAUAAGUAAUCAUGUGCUAACAGAUAAAUCAUCUAUGCAAGCAAAUGUUUGUCUCUGUGAUAACAUUGCACGAAAGCAGAAUAUGAUAGCAAUCCUAGAUGGCUCAUUUUCACGAUUGUCUUUAUUUUGGUAUCAAGAUGCAAAACAUGAAGUCAGAAUAUAAAAAAGAUAAGGGAGAAAGAAAAGGAGGAAGAAUGAGUUUAAAGUACCUAAAUAUGUGUUCCAGAAGUCUUGUUUAACAGGAACCAGUACUUUUUAUUGUUACCCUCAGCCUCUAUAUAGAUAAGUAUCUACAUUUACAUUCUUUUAAGGUUAAUGUACGAGUAUCCCAGCCACCUAACUUAUACUCAAUUCCCCUAAAGUGAGUAAUCACCGUAAAGUGUUUGUUUAUUUGGUUCCUAAAUGUCAGUGGGGAUUUUUGUUUGCAGGAGUUCUGUAACACUUCAAUAUAUUAAUUGUAAUGAACAUUAAAAAAAAUGUAUUCACUAUACAAAAUAUAGGUUUUUGAAGAGUACAUAACUGACUGUCAUGUUACUGGAAUAGUUAUUAAUUUCUCUAGGGAUAAAAUGCUUUCUACAGUUUACGCCUGAUAAUCCUGUACAUUACUGGUCAAAAUUCUAUUAACUAGUUCUAACAAUGCUCACGGUGCCUAGAGAGAUAUCAGCUAUGCCUCACUGAUGAUGCCUAACAAGGCUGAAACGAUCGUCUGGGGUUGCUGUAUAUCUCGUGCAGAGAGAACUUGCUGGCAUUUCGGAUCUGGACUGCCUGUAUGGGUGGGACCAGUCUGAUAUGCUUCAGAUAUGUUCUCUCUGUAAUGGCACAAGAUGAGCAAAAAUCAGCUUGAGAACUGAGCGGGGACCCACCGAAGGGCAGGCUAUUUCAGCUGCUGCCCGUUCUCAGUAUUCUCUUGCGACCCAUUUUUGACUCUCCACUAGUUCUAACAAUAGUCACCAUCACCUUGAGCAAAUGACUGACACUUCGUGUAGGUCUUUAGAUCACUCUCAUGUUUAAGUAACCCUGUGCCUAAUAUAGGUGCUGCGUUUUUUUGUAAUGUUAAAUGGGGAAUGUCUUACGUUAUUCCCUGACUGGCUGUGAGACCUGUACAGUGCCUCCCUUUGGUUGUAACAAUUAUGUGCACAAUCUGAAUGGCAAGGUUGUAAAUUUGCAUACUAUGGUUUUAGGCAGGCAAGGGACAUAUUUCUUGUUAGUCUUUGUCUUCCCCAUCCCUUUAUGAAUAUUGUAUUGUAUUAUUACAAUACAUGCCCAUAUGAUUUUGUUAUUUGUAUUGGAUUGAGUGUUUCUCCGUAAUUUGAUGUCAAGCAGGUAAGGGCUUGUCCUGAGUGUAAAUACAGAAUUGUGUGGUAGUUUUAUUGAGAAGUAUGUGUUCUAUCUGGUUUGUUCAGGGAAUCCAGUAGCAAAGCUUUCAGGCCUGCUUGCUGGCUGCACCAUCCUCUGUUCCCGGGGACAUAUCAAGAAAGAGCUAGGUCUGAGAGCCACAAAUGCUUUUGUAAAGGCAGUAGCUGGAAGUAAAACAGACAGAGGGAUUGAUACCUUCCUGGGCAAACUAGAACAGGCUGAGGGGUUGAUACCUGCCUGGGAGACAGAGCAUGUGCAGAAAGAUCAACCCCCGGCAAGAAAAAGCUGGUUGAGCAGUGGGGUUGAUACUUGCCUUGAAGAACAAGUCCUUCCAAAGGCCAGGCCAGCCUAACUGGGAAGCUGUAACUGCUUGCUUGACCUCCGAUCUCGGUAACUGUCUUUGCAAGGCAUUUGCCUUGGAUGGCACUUUCCAGGGGCGGAAAAUUUACGCCGCCCCCAAAUGCCCAAGCAAAUGCCUUGUUAUCCUGGUGGUAGGUGGCUAGCUGAACUCCAGGCAGACAUCAUAUUCCGGUUCCAGGCAUCACUCUAUAGCGUGCCUGUCUUGCUUUCUGCCCAAACAGCCUGAUCAGCAGCCCCACUGGAUCCCAGGUAAAAAAUCCACCCAGCUCUCCCAAAGGUAUAGAAGCUGGGUGGAUUUAAAUUAAAAUUUAAAAAUAAUCUGUGAGUGUAGGUGGGGAAAUGUGUGUGUGUGUCUGACUGUCAGUGUGUGUGUGUGUGUGUGUCUGGCUGUCAGUGUGUGUGUGUGUCUGUCUGUAUGUCAGUGGGUGUAUGGCUGUCAGUGUGUGUGUAUGCCUUUCAGUCUGUCAGUGUGUCUGUGUGUGUAUAUCUGUCAGUGUGUGUGAAUGUGUGCGUCUGUCAGUGAAUGUGUGUAUGUCUGUCAGUGUGUGUCUGUGAGUGAGUGAGUGAAUGUCUGUCAGUGUGUGUCUGAGUGAUUGUGCGUGUCUGUGAGUGAAAGUGUGUGUGUAUAUCUGUCAGUGUGUGUUUGUGAGGGACCCUGUGUGUCUGAGUGAUUGUGUGUGUCUGUGAGUGCGUGUCUGUCAGUGAAUGUGUGCUUGUGUCUGAGUGAUUGUGUGUGUCUGUGAGUGAGUGUGUGUGUAUGUCUGGCAGUGUGUCUGUGAGGGAGCGUGUGUGUCUGAGUGAUUGUGUGUGUCUGUCAGUGUGUGUCUGUGAGUGAGUGAGUGUGUGUCUGUUAGUGAAUGCGUAUGUGUGUGUGUCUGAGUGAUUGUGUAUGCCUGUCAGUGUGUGUGUAUCAGUGAGUGAUUGUGUGUGUGUCUGCGUCAUUGUGUGUGUAUGUCAGUGAGUGUGUGCAUGCCUGUCAGUGUGUGUCUGUCUGGGUGUGUCUGUCAGUGAUUGUGUGUGUCUGUCAAAUUGUGUCAAAUCAGUGUGUGUAUGUCAGUGUAUCUGAGAGUGUGUGUCUGUUAGUUAAAGUGUGUUUUAGUCUUUUACUGGAAGAGGUGUGGCAUUAUCAGGAAGGGACAAAUGUAUAUUAGGGGGUGCCCGAGUUCUGUCAUGCCUAGGGCAGCACAGAUCCAAAAUACACCACUGCUGGUAGGUCUACAUUCCCGGUGGCCUUUAAUCAUGUCCACGGGUUCACACUCUUUCCCUGUUUCCAAUGAUCAUAUAUUGAUGUGCCUACGCUGCUGAACCUGUGGAUUCUCUACUACAAAUUAGGCCUAUUAAUGCAGCCUAACAGCUAUGCUGUUACUUAGUGAGUGGGGCAUUCAAUUCCAUAUGCAGAAUAUUUAAAAACUAGUUUGUUAUGAAGGAACAUCACUAUACUUUUGUUAUUAAGGGACUGAAAAAGGUUGUAUUGUUUUAUAGUAUUUGAAUCACUUGAAUAUAAAAAUAUAUCCUAACCAAUAUUUAUCUCACAUUACUACUUCCUUCCUCAUCUGUUUAGAUUUUAGCGUAGAGGAAAUAACCUAAAAAUAGUUGAACCUCAUAGUUUAGUUAUAAAGUUGUUUAUUUUAAUGUAUACACACUGAAUAUUUUUGUAAACCUGAAAAAAUACAUAGCAGCUAGCUAAUGUAAAUUAGAAAUACUUAAGUAGGGGUGUCUUUUGGUAUUGGGAUUUUAUGCUUUGUUAAAAUAAUUAAAAUAUAGAAAGAUAUAUUAUUUAGAUUUAAAAAAUAUGACACAAAUACAAAUAUGCAAGUAGUGGCCCUUUAACCCAUAUAUUUACAACACUGAAACAUGAUGAUUAGAUUCUCUAAUAAGUUGCAAUGCUUAUAUAUCAAAAGUAGAAUUCUAAUCAUUAGAGUGUUUGUAAUAUCCACAAAGCAAUGAUUUUGGUACACCUUUGACUAGGAGCACAAAUAGGAAUCAAUGGGCCCAUGUGCAAAAAUAAUAGAAGGGCCACAUACCUGAGUAGGAUGUGUAAGUGGCUGUGUGUGAUUGUGGUGGUUGGCUAAGUGUGAUAUGUAUGUGAGGAGUUGGCUGCAUGUGAGUGUGUGUGCAGCGUGUUGAAUUUAAUUGUGUGGGUCUUGUUGAAAGUAAUCGUGUGUGUGGGGCUGGCUGAAAGUGAUUAAGUGUGAAGUUGCCUGAGAGUGAUUGUUUGUGUCGGUCUCGCUGAAUGUGAUUCUUUGUGAUGGCUGGUUGAGUACAAUUGUGUAUGGUGUUGGUUAAGUAUGAUUGCGUGUGAUGUUGGAUGAGUGUGAUUGUGUGUGUGGUUGACCGAGUGGGAUUGUAUGUAGAGUUGUGGGGGCUGUGUGCUUAAUAUUAUUAUUAGAAAUAUGUUUUUACCCUCUUUUGCUUACCAUUCUGCAGCUAGGGUGAAUAAUCCUUGGUGGUCCAGCAGGAGAAUGUUCCCCGUUGGACCACUGGGAGAGUUUGUCUGCACCUCUGACAGAUGCAAACUAGAAAAACAUUAUUUUAGCCUAGCGCUCAUGCAUGGUAACCUGGCAGCAGCGCUCUGACUUAUUCACUCUGGGGUCUGACCACAAACAGCGACCUUUGCAACCAUGAUGGUUCUGCCACUGUGUUUGACUCUCAAAGAAAGAGAUCAUGUCUAGGAUUCCAUAAAUUAAAAAAUACAAUAAUGCAUCAUUUCAGCUGUGAGUAUCCAUUAAAAAUGCUGUUGUUCUCUGUUGAUUAAUUGCUCACGUCCAAAUCUGCGUUGUCUUUGGAGAUUUAGCUGUAAUAUAUUCUAGGGAAAUUGAAUUGAAAAAAAGAAUUGCAUACAUUUGAAGCACUGUGCUUACUACUGACUUACAAAAAGUUGUCAUGAUUAAUUUAUGAAAAGCAGAAGGCCUGUAUGAGUCAAAGAGACAGCUGAUAUAUAAAUUCUGUUCCCCUUAAAACUUUGCAGCCGAAAGGGACUUUAUUCUCCCCCAGCUGACUUCCUCAAAUUUCAGCUUAAUAUUAGUUUGAAGGGGGAAAUGCACAGUAACGGUAUCAGCAUUAUGUUGUGAACUCAUUAUCAAGAAAAUUAUGAGCAACUUUGCAGUUGUUACUAAGGAAAGUAACAGAACCAUUUCACUCUCAACUCAAGAUACCUUGCUCUUUAAAAUGGAACUGACAGUUUGCAAUAUUUAAUAAAAUGUUCAUGAUCCUCUACAUUUAACAAAUGUGUAUUUGUGAGAUUUAAAAAAAAAAAUAACAACAUUAAAUCUAAAAAUCCAUAGAUGUGUUUACUUCCAAGGUGGAACUGAGUGUCUCCAUCUUGGCUAUCUGUCAAAUAGACUUAUGCACAUGAGAUUAUGGCUCGCCAAAUUUUGGUAACAAAAAACUGAGUGGAGAAAAAACCAGAUGAACCAAAAGGGUCCAAAAAGGGGUCAGUCUGUGUACUGAACAAUAUAUACACAAUUUAAAUAUCAUGUAUAUAUUUUGCAGUACACUGAUAGGCAGAGUCGAUCUUGAGGGGGAGGGGUGGAGGUGUGUGGGAGGCUAGUGUCAUGCUGUGCCAAUCAGAUAGUCUCUUAGUUUUACUUCACAAUUUUGGUAGAAUUAAAGUCAAGUAACCCUGGAAUGAAAACAUUUAAAUUUCUGCAGAAUGGCAAUGUUUUCAGCUGCAAGGUUGAAACGGAGGAGACAUUGCACCUAAACCACUUCAUUGAGAUGAAGUGAUCUGGGAGCCUAUAGUGUUCCUUUAAAAAGAGCCAUGCACUGCAUCAUAGCCUAUCCCCUGCUUUGUACUAAAGAAUAGACCGUUAUUGAGCGUCUGCCUUUUCCUUUUCCUGACUUUCCACUUCCACUUUGUAGAAGAUAUAUAUGGAUUUGAGAAAUAUAUGGAAACCUAAUGUGAUUCUCACAUUUUUGCAUGAUAGUCACUCUAACUAGAGUCAGUUACUCUUAGGCAUUAUAUUUCAGUUUGACAAAUACACACAGUGACCACAUACUGACCACUUUUUGUAAUUUUAGGAUCCUAUUUUGUCCACAGAAUACACUGAAUUAUUUGCAGCAUGGAUUCAAUAAUCUGCUAAAAGGCUCCUUAGAGAUUCUGGUUCUGUGUUGACAUUAAAGCAUCCUGCACAUGAUGCAUAUUAAUGGAAUGGACCCAGCUUUUGUGGAAUAUAAAUAAAUGAAUAAAUAAAUAUAUUCCAUGCUGUAAUUAUUUAUUUUGCUGCUCAGUAGUUUGUACCGAUCUAGUACUUUAAUGGUUAAAGGACAAAAUGUUAUCAAACUUAACAUGUGUAUUUCUCCUUUUUGGAUUGUAGGAUAUAAAAAUACAUACCUUAGGAUAUAUAAAUACAUACCUUACGCCAAUAAUCUAAUAUCAAUAGUAUAAUAUUCAUAGGCGUGCGCACAGGGUAUGCCCGCACUGUGUGCCUCCAUGGGCCGAUGAGUGAGAUCUCCCUCACCGGCCUGCAGGGUGGGAGGCAGGAGAGGACCCGGGGAGCCUUUGCCAGCAGCUCUGCGGGGUUCCUCUCGCAACAUCAUCCCUCUUGCGAGAGUGAACUCUAGCCCUGUAGGCUAGAGUUCACUCCCACUAGGACUACCAGGGAUCAGGGAUGGCAGCAAGGAUCCUCCCUCCCAGGCAAAAGGUAAGAAGGGAGUGGGGCUAUUUCAUAAUCUGUCCCCCUACCCCCACACACAAUCCCUCCAAACAAAUACACACACACACACUGUAUUAUGUGUGUGUGUAUAUAUAUGUGUGCACACAUCUCACAUACUUGCUGCUGAUCCACAAGACAUGAUGCAAAUACCAUUUUGCAAAUUAACAAACUGUUGCAUAGAGUGUAGAAAGGAUUUUUCAUUUAUAUAUAUCCCUUUAAAAGCACAGUGCUCAGUGCUCACCCUUGCUUCUUAGCAAAAUUAAAUUAGAGAGAAACUGAAAAUUGAACUAGUAUUACAGACAAAAGAAAAUAACUAUUAUUUAUUAGCCGUACACAAUACAUUCUUCUUCCAAGCAAUCUUAAAUUUGCAUGCUAGUAAUGUCACUUGGAAUGUCCCUUUACGUCAGCGACUGCCAACCUUAGCACUACAGAUGUUUGUAAACUAUAUUUUCCAUUCCGUUCAGCCAGCCCUUAGGAAAUCUAUUUCUCAAACAUCUGCAGUGUCACGCUUAGCCAUCACUGCUCUAAGAUGAAAACAAACCCAAAGUUUAGAAAGAAAGAGAAUGAGUUUUAUUAGAUCAUUCAUUUGUCAGUGUCGACCCUUCCAAAUUAAAUUUGUGAGCUAACUAAUAACAAAAGAUAGGUGUAGAUUCAUUCUGAAUAAAAUUCCACAAAUAACAUUUAGGGAUUUUGAUACUGAUAUAUUGUAGAAAACCAAAACAUAAACUAAAGUGAUGCAUUUGUUAGAAGCAGAAUGACGGAAAUAUACAAGGGAAAGAAAGAUAGCACAUUUCUGAAACAACUUCCUUCUAAAAUAAAAUAUUUUGAAGCCAAAGAUAUAAUCUAAUUUUAUCUCUGAUGUUAAACUGCACAUAAGCAGGAGGUACAUUGUUUCUUUGAUAUAGGCAUGUGGUAGUUGUCUAGUUUUUUUUUUUUAAAAGAGCUUCUAUGGCUUCUAUAAGUCUCAUCUCUGGUUCAUAUUGAAUUGAAUAUUUGUAUUGCUGGUUUUCAUAGCUGAGCUCUCUGGAUAAGAGCCAUAUGCUUUCCUUUUUUUUUUUUUUUCUUGAAGUCAAGCAGUUCAAUGAAGGUUGAGUAUAGUUUAUGUUGUGCAUGGUGAAAGGUAAACAUAAACUGUAGGUUUACAAGUUUAUUCUUGUAGCAAGAUGGUGGACCUUGCCAAGAAAAUUAAUGAUGCUCUCUAUUUUGCAUACUAUGUUGCAGGUGCCUUGAAGAUUUCAAUGUUUAUGUCAGACAGGUCAAGCAAUCACAAUACAUUUUUUUGCCUUUACCCUGAUGACAGUAAAUACUGUGGUACUACUACCAUUUACUGCCCUUAAAGUGGCAUUAUCACACGAUCCCGGCAAAAUUAGUAUUUCUGAAUGAUAAAAUCUUUAUGAAAUACUUCUUUUGACUGUGUUGAAAGUUUAUUGAAAUUCCAAUCCAGUUGAAAGAUAUACUGAGACAAAGUAAGGACUAUUUGUCUCAGUAUUCAUUCUGCACCCGACACUUCUAGACACUGGGAAGAGCCACUGCCAUCUAGAAGUGUCAACCCCCGUGCCAUCACCAGUGACUGCUGCAGGGAAUUGACUCUAUCUAUAAAGGAUUCCGUAGACAAUCCCACAGACCUCAAUGCUGUAAUCUCACACAUGCUCUUUGGGUGUCACUAAGUCAUGGACCACCCAAUGAUCCCCUCCUGUGUGUGGUCUCUGCUGCACCUAUGGUAGAUCCACCACUGCUCACAGCAAAAUCCCAACACAAUAAACUCCAAAUUUGGUGUACAAUAAACUGUACAAUAAACUCCAAAUAUGGUGCAUUAAUGUGGUGUUCUCUCCUAUUUGUGAAACCUAUUUGGUAAUGUGGUGUUCUCUCCUAUAUAUUAAACUUUUUUUUUUAAUUAACUUAUUUUUUCAGGACUCCAGCCUAAAUAUGCCAUGCAUUUUGUGGAAAUGUAUGGAAGAAUAAUUAAGUGUUCUUGCAUAGCAAGACCACUUAUUGUUAUCUCACAUAUAUAUUCUUAUUAAGUGUUCUUGCAUAGCAAGACCACUUAUUGUUAUCUCACAUAUAUAUUAUUAUUCUUAUUAUAGCCAAAUUUGCCACCCUAACUCCUCCCACAGUUUUUACACUACAUAGACAAAAAUUUACCAAAACGUGCAGAUUGUUCCCGAUCGGAUUGCUAUUACUUUGUGGAAUGUUUCGCCGAAUGGUUCACGGAAUAUCGUCGUUCUUGUGGCGCAAUUUGUCCCAUAGGAAUGAAUGGCAAAGCUAGAGUGGGAGCUGGCAAAAGCUGAAAAAUCAGGACAUGAUUUCUAAACUGCCACCACUCCCUUAUUUUCAGGCCCACCUACACAAAUCUUAUAUCAAAACGCUCAGCUAUCCCUGCUGCCACUAAACAUGUCAACGGCUAAGCCAUAGUCCUGAUAGUUUUCACAAUAUAAUCAUUUGUUUGCAACUAACGCCGUCCAUUGACAUUCAUUGAAACUUCACUCUACAAAGCUCAAAUUUGAAGUGCAAUUUCUAAAAUGCGACUGUGCCUUCAUUUUUAAUACUUCAGAGACAUACUAUGCAUCAAAAUGUAGGUCUGGGUCUUGUGAUUCUCACAAUAUAAAGCUCUUCGCUGUAGGAUUUAUAGUUUUUAAAAUACGACCGUUUGAAGAUGGCAACCGCCAAAAUACUCUGACCUGUGCCAGGCUGCAGCAGCAAGUGAUGUCAUAGACAGGGCCUUUUGAACACCUGCUAAUGUUUUUAUAAAUGUAUGGUUUAAUGUAACUGUGCAACAACGUUGCAAUUAAAUGUGCUAUAUAAAUGAUAACAGUUACUCCGCCCACUCCAGGUGUAGACUACUGGUGGAGGCAAGAACACUUCACACAAUUUCCCCAGAAAUUGUAGCUUUUCUAGUUUAACAUGCUUUGCCGAGUUUACAUUAAUGAUGAUGGCUACUUGCAUAAAUUAGUCAGCAAAGACUCAUUUCAAAUAAGUGUAAUGAACCUUAAAUUUGAUUGAUCGAUAUUUGUAAGAAGUUAAGCUUAAUAAUAAACCAUGGUUCCGCUAUUAACUGAAUCUGUCAGAGGAGCCAAAUUUACAUCUCACUCAGUAUCAUCAAUAUACAUAAUCUAAAUGCUGCAUACAUAUCAAGGAAUGCCUUAAACUAUUUCACUGUAUAUUGUCAUUAGCAUUCUGUAUAAUGCAAAGCUGCCAAUGUAUGUAGUCUAUAAAAAGAAAAGCCAUUUUAUACUUCAGUUACCCUCAUCAUUGUUUUGUAUUUGGAAGAAUUUUGAUAACACAUAACAGCUUGGAUAGAUCAGGAUAAUUUCUUACGCUCAAUACAAAGUUGUGUUAGAAGAGAACAUAAAUUACAAUAUACUUUGUUACUAAUCUCCAAAACAAAGAUCCACAGAAGUAUUUUUUAAUAGCUCCUGCUGUAGCCUUUGUCAUGCAGACCCACGUUAAUCAGGGGUGUCAUUAAGUCAUAGCAUGUGAUUUGGUAUGCAACAGGCAUUUCAUUCUUCAUUGUAAAUGCAUGGUACGUGCUUGUUGGUAGAAAGAGUCUUAUAGACUCAGGUGGGGGUGAGUAACUUGGAGACAAGAUUACAUUCUGCAGAAUUAUACUUUGCAAUGUUAAUCAUGGUUAAUACUAGUAUGGGUAGUACGAUUUCUAUUUUGUAACUGCAACCAUUGUAUGGUUUUCUGUUGAAGGCAGGUUGCGUAUUUGAUAUUUCACACUUGUCACUUUGAUCACUUUCUAGAGAAGAUAAAUGUUUCUUUGUAUUGUGCAAGCGAUCUUUAUAUAUGGUAUAUAUCAGUGGUUCCCAAACUGUGUACCAGGGCGCCGCGACGUGCACACAGGGGUGCCGCAGAAUAUUUCCCCGGUGCUAUGAUUAUAGCUCUGGGGAAACAUUACUGCUCAACAGGGACCCGGUCGAGUGGCGCAGUCCUUUAAGACUGCGACCGGGCCCCUGUAAUGUGGGUUGGCUGAGAGGAAGCGACAGCCUGUCACUUCCUCACAGCAUCCUGAAGGGAGACAGCGCGGGAGUGAGAGAAGGCAGCUGCAGCGUGAGGGUAGACAAGCAUGAAGAGCUACAUAGUGAUAUUAGCUAAAAAAGACUCAUAUACAUGAAGUCCAGCGUCCCACUCAGUUCUGUUAAUGCUGUAAAACUAAAAGAGGACAAAAAACAUAAAUUGAAGAUACAAUCUUGACUCCACAUUGAUGCAGACACUUUACACUUACAGACACAGACACAUACACUUACAGACACAGACACAUAUACUUACAGACACACACACACACAUACACUUACAGACACACACACAUACACUUACAGACACACACACAUACACUUACAGACACACACACACAUACACUUAGAGACAAACACAUAUACACACAAAUUAUUAAUAUUAAAUAUCCACCCAGCCUCCCUACCUGGAGAGCUGGUGUGGAUCUGUCCCUGGGGUCCAGUGGGGCUUCACUUAGGCGGGCGGCUAAUCAGACGCUGCGAGGGAGCUCUAACCUCUCUGCUCUGCUCCCUCGCGGACUGUCUACGGAUGCCGGGAGCCGGAAUAUGACAUCAUAUUCCGGCUCCCGCGGCAUCAGCAAACAUCGCACGAGGGAGCAGAGCAGAGAGGUUAGAGCUCCCUCGCCGCGACUGAUUAGAACUCUGCCAUGCCGGGGGGUCCAGAAGGUGGCCUGGCAGGAGGGAGCGCUUCCUCCUGCCGGUCACUGAAGACUUGCGCAUGCAGAGCCGCUCGCGCCCGCGCAAAAGGAGAAAUCCUCUUAAAAAGAGGAUUUAGCCUCAGAAAUCCCUACCGCCCACCUGGAAUCCUAAAACGCCCACUAGUGGGCGGUAGGGACCAGGUUGACGACCCAUGUUCUAAACAUAUGAAAAUCACCAUGUAAAUCAAUGGAAUCAGUUGGAACAUUCUAUUUGUGAUUACUUUCAAUCAUUACAACUUUGCACCACUUUUCAGAAUGUGACACUUUGAUAAGUUUUGCUCUUAGUCUUUAUAAUUAUGUCACUGUUUAAAUGGAAUUACUAUAAAUAUGGACUGGACAGGCUGCUGUGCAUGCAACCUCACUGUUUCCAAGUCAUAUGGCUGCCUUCCACAAUAGUACUGUUCCCAUUACUGGUGUCUAUGUUACUGGAGGAAAAAGUGAUCUUCAGGUAAAAUCUCUCUUUUAAUUUGAUGGUAAUUUUAUCAACAUAGUUUAUGGAUACAUCAAUAUCUACCUAGAGUAGCACUUAACAUUCACAUGAUUUACAGAUGGCAGGGUCACUUUAGAAUGAACCAGUAGCAGACUGGUCGAUAUGCAGAGAAAUUAACUCUAUUACUUAAAGCAAGUUACACUAUGCAGAUUUUUCCUGCACAGAGAAUUAGGAUUCACAUUUAGUAAUUGUCUAAUAAUCAAGGAGUGGCAACCUGGCAAUUGCCGAGAGAAAUACAAACCUACUAUACAGACCCAAAAUAAGAGACUUCUUUCAAAAAUAUCAGCAGAGCACUUUCAUUUGAUGAAUAAUUCAUAAUAGAUACUAUAACACAAUCAGGAUUAAUUAGUAACUGAAAUUACAAAUUUAACGUAGUCAUCUUCCAAAACAUUCUCCAUUUAGAAACAUAGAAACAUAGAAUGUGACGGCAGAUAAGAAGCAUUCGGCCCAUCUAGUCUGCCCAUUUGUUUUUAUUUCAGCAGCUUGGCUUAUUUAGCCUAUAUAUGCAAUCCCAUACUGUUUUAGAAGAAUCCAUUAUUUAGAGAAUGUAAGAUUCUGCAUAGGAUGGUAAAUUACUUUUCUGGAGUGAUGAAAUCUAUAUACUCCUUGGGCUGUAUCUACCUGGCCAUACUGUUGGCUGUAUUUAUUUGGAGAAUUUGGUGUAAUACUUGGUAGUGUCUACAGACAUAUUUAUUGUACACAUGCAGUGAUUACUCCAAAUCUAGCACUUUGCUCCAGAAUUGCUUUCAAGAAAAAUUUAACAUAUUUUCUUACUGGACAUAACAUUAGUCAGUGUAUCUUAUGCUGCUCAGUUAUUACAGAUGGGUAAAAUAUUAUUAUACUGGGACCAAUACAUGAUACUUAGGUGCUGCAAGGGUAUAUUUCAUAAAUUAGGUGUGAGGUGUGCUAUCUAUAUGAAUGUUUAGGCACCUGAUAUAAAAGACUAAUAUGUAUCACAAUAGAAACACAUACAUACAAAUCCAUGCAUUUAAAUCAACAAUAUAAAAAAUGCAGUUUAGAGGUAACAAUGGUUUUAUACAUCUUCACUCAGUUCUGUAAGAAUUUUCAUUUUGUUUUUGUAUUACAUCGUUAGUUGGAAAUAAAUUGAAAAUGACAUGCCCCACUAUAUUGUGAUCAGUAAAUCUAAUUUCUUAUGCCAUCUUAAUUAUACAACCAGAGAGUCGUGUUACUUGAAUGAUUAUGAGUUCUCAUGAGUUUUCUGUUAACUAAUUUUACACAGGCUUGUGGCCAAUUUUGAAUAUUAUAGCAGUCUUUAAGAGUUUACAGGUCUGCGAUGUGCUGACUUAUCCUGAUGUACAACAUGGAGAUAGUAACUUAAUGAUUAGAUUAGAUUAGUACUAGCUCUUGUCUGUCAGUACCCCGUGCUUUUUACCACUCUUAUUCUUUCAGAAGAUUCUUUUUUUGAUACAAUAGAUUUGUAUCACUUAGUUAGUUAUUAGAAUGUAACAUUAUUAUCUCAGAAAGAGUAAUGUCUAUUUAAAGAAAAAAAAAAAUCAAUACUCAAAAUGUUGGCAUUCCCUAAGCGAGGUCAUGCCCUCGUUUUCAGCUGUAGUAACCACCUUAUCACGGUGGAAUUUCACCAGUAAAGUAAAUUUCACUGAACGAAGUUCCUAAAGUUACUGUUGUAAGAGUUAUAUUGAUUCAAUUCCUUGAAAAAAACACACAAAAAUGGAAUGUUGAAGUUCAUAAAUAUUAGUAAGACCCUAAACAGUGUGAAUAGGCUAAUUAGCUAACAAUUGGAUUACACUUUAUAGCUUCUCAAGUAUAUAACAGCUGAGGUAUCUUCAUUUGUUUGUGGGUGCAGCCUCCAGGAACCCUGCUCCAGAUUUACAUGUAGUCCUAUCAACUAAACGAUAAGACAGCAACCCUAACAAGAUGUAAGUGUCUUUAAACCAUCAUAAAAUGAAUGGACCCUGUAAUGCUUUGACCUGAAUGAUCUUUGUCAUGCCUGAUGAUAUACUUUAUUGUAGACACAUUUAUAGACUCCAUUUUUUGUGUUGCUGCCUCUUUUGUUUGCUUCAUAGUGAAUAAUUCUGUCAAUGUCAUAUGUUGGCCCUGGGUAUAUUCAAAGUUACACUAUCACAGAGGCUGUUUUCAUAAUGUAAUUGUUUGUUUGGGUCCCAUGAUACCUAGGGUAACACUACAAGCACCAUAAUCACCAUAGUAGGUGGUCAAAGAAUAUUAGAUUGGUUUGACGAUUUACCUAAGUAUCAUGGAUGCCUAUACCACAUCUGCCUAUUCUUGAAGGAGAAGCAGGUUGUCUUUAAGCACUGCCCAACAGAUGACCAUUCAUUGGCUGAGCUUGCUCAGCUGAUGAUCUGAGCCAGUGAGCGUAGCCCUCUGUAGACCUGCUUAGCACAAUGAAACUAACCAGAUUCUCUUUGCAGGAGAGUCUGGAAUCAGAGCUUUGUCUGUAGGUGGCCAGAGGGACAGAGGUAAAUUGUCAAACCCUGGGAGAUCUUCAGGACACUCCUGGAUCAAUAGACAGUGGGUUGUAAUGGAUAUGGUUCUUGGACUAUUCCUUUAAACAUCAUAGUACCACUUCUUCUGCUGUCUAUGACACAAAAGUGUAUCAUAGACAACCACAUAGCUGAAUGUAUAUUUUAGUAUAAACCCUAACACAGCAACUACAGAUUUAUUCCGUAAGGUUUCAUUGUAAAUCAUCAGGAAUGCAUGGUGAAUUCAAAGUGAAUUUCAAAUUCCUGGCCAACAUAGCCAAAUUUCAAAUCAGAAGAGGGCUGGCUAUAUUUGGCCUGGGGCAAAUUACAAACAAAAAAGCACAUUGUCCUAUCACACUCCAUUAACUGUAAUAUUACAUAUUUUAUACUACUAAUUUAAGUACUAGAAAACUAUAGGAAAAAAACACUAUUACAUAAUAUAUUUUAAUUAUGUGAUGUAAGGCAGCAACCCACUUUCUAAUCACAUGGACUUGGGGGCAUAUGCCAUAUUGCCUUCAUUGCCAGCCCUCCCCUUCUUGAAGAAUAGCUAGGUGACUUGAAGAAUUUAUUUUGGUAUAUUGGUGUUUCCUAACAUUGUUCUUAAGCAUUAAUAAAUUAAAAUUUUAAACAUGUCCUUAGCUCAGCCUAGGGACAACUGAAUUAGGCUAACUGACUCAGCCAACAAUUAACUUGUGUAGUAACAGGUACACCCUUAACCUGUUGUGUGUCACAUGUGUGGAUACCACACAUACCAACAGUGAAACAAAUCUGUAGUUUCAAAGAUAAAAGAAAUAUUUUAAAACAGUAGCUGGUAGUGUGCACCGAUCCAUCUCAAGUAUUGAAUGUUAAGGUCACAUGUGUAGAUGUGUAUUAGGCCUGGUACUUGGACUAAUUUCCCCAAUCCUAACACAUGCUCCUCACGUGCUCCUGUGUUUCAAAUUGCUAUAUUUCCAUCACAAAUCUUAUAUUGCAUAUAUCCUACCAAAAUUCUUUGUGAGAUAAGUUCUUAUAAAGCAACUGAAAGGGGUUAUUCACUAAAGUGUGAAUUGUUGGCAAUUGGAUUUCAAAUUUUAGCCCACAAUUGCCAAACUAAAAAUAUAGCUAAACUGGAGAUUUUGUUUCCAAUCCAGCCACUUCUCCCUAAAAUUUUAAAAGUCACUUUGAAUUCCUGACCAUUCACACUUUGUCUUCCAUGUUUCCUCCAUUUUUUUCUAGAGCCAAAUAAUUAAUAUCUCACAAACAACCAUAUUGAGGAGGGACAGUCCCUGUUUUGGGCCCAAAUCAUUAUGUCGCUCUUUUCUAUCCAACUGGCCCCGUCUUUUCUAAGAACUCCAUAUUGUCGGUGUGCCGUAGUGUAUAACAGUGCUCCAAAGCAAUAAUACAUUAAUAUGCUUUUAAACUACAACAAAUGCAUUUAGAAAUCAGUCUGUGUAAUUCUUGUUAGUGAGUCUACUAAAAUGUCACUUCAUGUUGAUUAACAGCACAUGAAACGUACUGCCCUGUGUUAUGUAGGUUUGAUCCUUUGCAGGAUUGCUCCAUAUUUAUUGAUGUGAAUUUUCAUUAGAAGCCAUGAUCAGAGCUAUUAGGUAAAAUUGUCACUGAAAACUGUAAUAUACCAGUUAUCCAAAUCAUCCUUCAGUAAUAACCCUUAUAACAGUUAUAUGACAAUCUUCACCUAUAAAGGGUUUAAUUAGCGGAGAUAUGAUAAACUGAGACUUAAAAUGAGAAUUACAGGCCAGGAUAGCUGAACUGGAAACAUUGUCUAACUCAGUUAUAUUAUUAACUCUGCUAUUUUGACCUAUGAUUUGCAAUUACUUUGCCAUACCUCCACUAUUUCCAGCUUUGUGAAUCAACUUCAUAGUGUCUGUAAGGUAAGUUAAAUAUUGCAAUUACCAUUUAGAAAACUGUUUAGGUUACAAUCUUUACAUAACAGAAAAAGUGUUAGGUACCUAUAUUGUUCCUUCGUGUACUCAAACAUAGAAAAGAUGCGUUCUGCAGAACUUUAAUGUGCACUGCCAUUUGCAUUUUCCAGACGAAUACUUAAAUACCUGCAUUAUACAUGGGCAAUACAUUGUCCAUCAAGCAAUGAAAUAAAACGACGACAAAAACCCAUUUCCUUUAUCAUACCCUUAAUAAUUACUAAUAUGUAGUUGUACUCAAUUAGCAAAGGGAUCACCUUUUAAUAUACUUGUUUACACAUUAAUUCUGCAUGACUGCUUUGGACUAGGCACUAUCUUAUCUUUUCAUUGCUACUUCCAUGGGAGGAGAGAUAUAUAUAUAUAUAUAUAUAUACAUACUGACAACUGUUUUUCAGACUGAAACAAGACGCAUUAAAUGUAAAUGCUAAAAAAAAAAGAAAGACUUUAUUGGCUUUAUAUAUAUAUAUAUAUAUAUAUAUAUAUAUAUAUAUAUAUAUAUAUACACACACAUUUACAUAUCUAUUGUAAUGAUUCAUUAUUUGAUUUCAUGAGAGGGCUGAUAGCAACUGCAUCUCCACACCUCUCAGGAAGCAGGAGCGAUUUGCACUUACACAUAGAAUAGAUUGUAUUGUAUUUCAGAUAAAGCCAGUUUGUAGUACUGAUUUGCUCCUUCUAGCUCUGAUCAUAUCAUGUGAGGAGGGUGGUUACCAUUCAAAGUGUAGCAGCAAUGAAACAGCUUCAUAACUAGUGCAGCAAGCACCUGAAUUCACUUCAGGCAGCACAAGAUCAUUCUGCAGGCUUGAAACUUCAACACAUUUUUCUCAUAUGCACCCAUGUACCUAUCUGUGUAGAUCUUAAGCUGUGUAUUCAGGUAAGUGUUAACGUUAGAAAUGGGAACGUUUAAGGAUUAUAUGCCAGUAUAGGCUUCAUACUUUAGAGUUAUAUUCGCUUAACCAGGAACUGUACAUAAUUGAAAAGCGUAAUGGAAAAUUAUGACAAAAGGGCUGAAUUGGAAAAAAGUCUCCAGCCUAGUUGUUGCCCACUUAUUUUUGCUUAUAAUUUACAAUUCUCAGUUAAGGGAAUACAACACCUAUCAUUUUAUUGGCUGUUGUUUUUUUUCCAUAUUAACCCCUUCCUGAUGUUGGGGAGUGCAAUGCUGUCCUACAAUAGGAGGCCUUUAACGCCAUUAGGGUGGCAUAACAAGCCCUAAUGACCUGGAAACCCAUGCAGACCCCCUGCAGCCAAUCCUGCUGAUCUGACUUAGAUUUGCUGCAGGGGGGCUGCCUGUGUUUUCAGGGAGUCCACCAAUAUAUAAAUGCAUGCCAAACAUAAGCCUACCAAAGGUACUCAAUUUUUUUAAAAUUGAUAUUAUUCUAAGAUCAUUUUCAUAUAAAAAUAUUUGAUGUGAAAUGAAAGCUCUAUUUUUCCUGAACAAAAUAAAAUGUGUUGGUGAAAGUGGUAAAUUAUGGUUUAAAAAACAUACAGCUGAAACUCUAGGUUUUGUUUGGUUCAGAACUUGGACAAUUGCCUCCUUAAGGGGUUAAUAAAUGGUUAAAGGAACACUAUAAUUUUAGGAAUGCAAGCUGGUAUUACUGACACUAGGCAGGAAAAAAAACUUAAUUUAGGUGUCUGACACUGCUGAUCAGGGCUGCACAUUGUGGCCAUCUGAGGGAGGGCCAGUAGCGGUGUUCAUAGGCAGUAAUGUAAACACUGCCUUUUCUCUGAAAAGGUAAUGUUUACAUUAAAAAGCCUGCAGGGGCAGGCAGCAGACACAAGAACAGCUACAGUAAUCUGAAGUUUUUCUGGUGACUAUAAGGUCCCUUUAAUGUUAUGUAAAGAACAACUUUCACCUUAACUGUAUUAUAGUAAUAUGCACUUUGGGAUACCAAUUUUAUAUCCAAACUUGGAUACCUGUACCACUUCAUAAUAGUUAAUACAUUUUUAUAGUGAAAUUCUAAACAAUUAUUUUCCAUACAUCAGGCCUCUUGUCCCGCCAUCCCAAAUCUGGGAAUACUAGGACAGUGUCCCCCAGCAGUACAGCACGUUCACUCAUGCUGUGCAACUGGCACUAGGAUCAUGCAGGGGCUAGCCCUAAAUCUGUCAGUGGUCACCCAUUAUUGGUGUCACCUCUGACCCAGAUUGCAUCAAUGGCUACACCACCCCAGGGCCAUGCCCAUCCAGACCCGAGUUCAUACCUCCCAUUGUUGGGAGGUAUGUAUACAUGGUUUUUGUUUUUGAGAAGUACACUUUUGCACAAAUCCAUUUUAACCUGUGACGAACAAAUCAAAUUCCUGCUAAUCUACGCCUGGACCGAUUAAUUUGGGUGUAGAUUAACAGGAAUUUGAUUUGUUCGUCACAGGUUAAAAUGGAUUUGUGCAAAAGUGUACUUCUCAAAAACAAAAACCAUGUAUACAUACCUCCCAACAAUGGAGAUUUAUUAGUUAGUCACAGGUGUACAAGUCUAUUGAGAAGAUGAGUUGACUACAUUUGUUGAUCUCUACAUGUAUUAACGCUUCUGAAAACAUAUAUAGACUGUGGGGUCUAUUCACUUAACUCUGAAUUACUCCAAAUUGAAUUCUAAGAGUCAUAAUUUGGUGGAAGUAAACAUGUUGAUUUUAAGUUAUGGUUUUGAUAUUGUAGCCACAAUUUUGCAGUUUAGUUUUUAAGUCCUUCCUGUGUACCUGUUGUAUUUUAAUGAUUAAUCUAACCCCUUGCCUGUAUUUUUAUUUAUUAUCUUUUCUUCCUUGCUCUGGAUCCCAUUAUCUGCGUGCUGCAAUUGUUUUGAUGUCUGCAGUUUUCCCUUCUGUGGGAUUAGUUUGACUGAUAAAUUGUUACGAAUUACCUUGGCAAUUUGAAAGGAACUUUGCUUAAUGUAUGCCUAUUACCACUGAGAAUGUGCUAUGGAAAAAAAAGACAUUCCCAUUUUUUUUUUCUUCUUGUGCAAAAAACAAAGGAAAAUUGAAAAUAAAUAAGAGAAACAGGGAUAACUUGGGGAGGGGGGGGGAAUGGAGGAAAGAAAGAUUAUUAUUAUUAUUAUUAUUAUUAUUAUUAUUAUUAUUUAUUUUAUUAAAAAUAAUUAAAACUGCAAAGUAACAGUGGAUAAAACAUUAAAUAGCUGCACACUGAAGCAAUCGUUUGUAUCUGGGUAUUUGUUUGCUUUGUUUCGAUUUUCAGUUGCUCUGUCAAUUAUUGCUUAAAUUUGGCUCAUGUCCAGUCCACCCCCAUUCAAUCUGGGCCAUGCCCUGCAUAUUUUUGUAGAUGUCCCUUAUGUUUUGUCAUGUAUGAUUUUUAUCAGCAUUUUUCUAUUAUUGUAUCUGGGAUAUAAAUCGUGUGUGUGUGUGUGUGUGUGUGUGUGUGUAUAUUAAUGUGGACAUAUGCAUGAUUUAAUUAUAUAUAAUCUCUAUUUCUCAUUUUGAAAGAAACAUUUGGCUUCCAUAUGUAUGCCAUAUAUCAUGUGGUGUUCGGAAUCAGCCUUGGCAUUGUUUGUGGAAAUUCACAGCAAGUCUUUUGAGAAGUUGAUAUGCUUUAAAUUCAGUUUGAGUAGCUAAGUGCAGGAUGCCUGUGCCAACAGCUGAAGGGCGGUAGGAAGGUUCACCUGUGUUUGCUCUCUGCCAUUCAUUUUUGGACUUGCCAGGGUAACUAUUUGCAGUGAUAAUUUCCAUGUGUCACUGCCUUCCCUACACAUUCAUAACCGAUACGGAACUAGGUGGGGAUGUAAUGUGGGAACUGUGUUUAUAUGUGGUGCUUGGUGAGCACGCCUAGAGAUCAAACUUUAGGUGAAUCAGAUUUGGAUGACUGACUGGUAACCUGGAUGAAAUAAGGACUUUUUGUUUGCUUAACCCUUAAUUAGAGGAAGCUAUUGAUGUUAAUAAUUUGUGAUAGUUUAAAAAAAACCUCAAAACAAGGGGCUUUCCAAUAAAAAUGUUAAAGGGAUUUUAUAGUGUUAGGAAUACAAUUAUGUAUUCCUAACACUAUAUUGCCCUCUGGUCCCUCCUCCCUUGCAGCCCUCCUUUUCCUCCCCUGUAGCACAUAAAGAGUUAAAAAACAAACACAUAGUCACUUACCAGAUUCCAGUGCAAUGUCCCUCGGCACUGAAUCACGGUUUGCAUCCUCUGAUGUCAUCCAAUGGGAGGAUCUAAUGCGUAUGUGUAGCGAGCACCAACUGCGCAUUAGCACCUCCCCAUAGGACAUAGGAAAGCAUUUCUUAAAUGUUUCUUUCCUAUGGGGUUUUCACUGAUGCUGGAUGUCCUUAUGCAGAGUGUGUGGAUGUCCAGCAUCGUUUCAGAGUCAAACUCCAUUAGAAUCCAGGAAGUGCCUGUCAGUCACUGGAGGCAGUCUUAGUCCUGCAAUGUAAUUAUUGCAGUUUCGUGGACAAAGUGGGACAGGGCCUUUGCACCCAGACCACUUCAAUGAGAUGUAGUGGUCUGUGUGCUAUAGUGUCCCUUUAGCACUUUGUAAAGAACAAGUGGUCAGAUACUUAUGGAAAAUGUACAAUGUUGCCCCCCUAAGUAGUGUAUGUAUCAGUAUGGCUACCGUACCUUUUGUGAUUUCAUGGCCAAGCAUCAAUACUUAGGAGCUGCUGGUGCACAUUUUAAUCUGUUGUGGUUUCCACAAACCAAAACUUCACAAAUGACUGUUAAAAGUAACUGCCAAUUAAAAAAAUGGACACCAUUUGUAUUAAUUAUAACAUUUCCACUUUACCAGUUUAUUAUCUAGAAUGUGCUUUAUUGAGUCACUGGAUAUUCCCCCUCAGGGUUGGCACACACCAAUCAGCAUCACCUAGCAAUGUGCAGCACUGACCCAGGAAGAAGCUCUAGUGGCCUUACUAGAGGUGUUACUAGGCAGUGUUUACAAUAAAAAGCCUAGAGGGAUAGGCAGUAGACCCCAAAACCACUACGUUAAGCUGUAGUUGUUCUGGUGACUUUAGUGUCCCUAUAAGGAGGAAGUGUUUCUAGAGGCUGUCUGCCUUAUCACUAUUAGAGGUAAACCUUGAAUACUCCAAAAAGGGCAAGCAUCAAAACCACUAUAUAAACAUCUAGUGAUUUUUUUUUUUUGGUUCUUAGUGUCUGUUUGUUUUAAAAUUUGUACCAGAUAAAACAAAAGUGUUUUGUAAACCAUUGCCAGUUUUGUUUGGAACUGCAUGAGUCUAUUCACUUUUAUUCUGUAUUCUUGCAUAAUUUACAGAAAAUGAAAUCAGAUCAUUUAGGCAGUGUGUACCUUUUUGAGAAAAUGUGAAAUCUAUCAUAUAUUUUUCAGAGAGCCACUAAAUAUUUUAUUACAAGACUCUUUCAUAUUAUAGAAGUGCAGUGAAGCAAUUUAUGUCACCCGCAAAAAAGAUGAGCUAGAUUGGCACAUUUAUAGUUGUUAGGUGCCAAAUAGUUUGGAAUCCGAUAUUUCCAGACACAGUUGAAGUAAUUUAAUGAGUUCCAAAUGUUUUUUUUUUCUAGAUAUUGUCAGAGCUUGAGCGUUCUUUACACUGAACAGUCAUGCCAGUCUCUGUUUUUUAUAGUGUGUUUUUGGAGCCAUUUUCAUUAAUACAUAAUUUAGUAUCAAUGAAAUAAAAACUAACCGCAUAGUUUAUAGGUUUGUAGAAAAAGCUGCCACCUCCAAACAGACACCUUAUUCAAAUUUCUUGCUAAUAAUCGUUGAGAAGGCCUACAUUAUACAAUUAUUCCAGAGGACCGUAUCAUAAGUAUCAAAUGCUCUUUUCUCAUUUACAAUCUAUAAUCUAUAAAAUGGCACUGAGAACCAUAUCUCUAUUGCUUUUGAAAUAUACAUAGAAUUGGCCAUGACAAGAGGGCAGAAGAUCAUAGUCUUAAUGGACACUCUCUAAGAACCAUACCGAAUACAGCUUUUUGAAGUGCUUAUGGUACACAACACGGGUACCCAUCUGCUAGUUUUUGUCAGACUAUUUUGCACAUAAAAAAAAUUUCUUACACCCAAAGAUAGCCUCUGCAUGCACACAGAUAAUGUGGAAAUUUCACUUUUUCACUUUAUCCAUCCAUCAGUGCUGGAUGUUUUAGAUUUAUAAUGUAGAAUUUAAAUGUCUUCAUUUUUGGCAGAGAAGACAUUCUUUGGAUGCCAGAAGAGCCCCUACUUUUUUUUUUUUUUUUCCCCUUACCACUCAAAAAUGGAGUAAUAUCACCUAAUGAUCCCUUGCACCAUAUACAAUGUAAUGAAUUGUAGUUUUACAUAAAGUGCACUUUUUUUAGAUAGUGUUGCACCAAAGUUGUCUAGUACAAUUGUAGACCGCAAGAUUUUUCGGAUCUUCCAAACAAAAGUUUUCAAAUUGAUGUCACGGGAGUCGUAACCCAACACGCAGGAAAGAGGAAACCACAAAAGGUGGAUCCAAAAGACGCAUUACCAAGCCUAAGAAUGGCCGGACUUAACGUAACUAAACAACACCAGGGUCAAGAAUACAUCAAGGACUGGAAUAACAGGAAUGCCAAAGACAAAGCCGGGGUCAGGAUACCAGAAGUCACGAGUCAAAUACAAAGCCGAGAUUAGGAUUCCAGAAAUCACGAAUCAAAUAAGAAACACAGGAAAUCAGGAGAAUCACUAGGAGUGCUAAACGAGGUUCUAACAAUAGGUCAAUGAAUGGGGGCUAAAACAAGUCUUAAAUAGGCUUACCUAUGUUCUGAUUGGUCCACGUCAUCAUUGGGAUCCUAAUCUAUUUUGGAUCACAGUGAUGACGUGGCGGGCGUGACAUCGUGUCUGUGUGUGUGUAUGUGUAUAUGGAGAUAUAUAUGUAUGUGUGUGUGUGUAUGUAUGUAUGUAUAUAUGUGUGUGUGUGUGUGUGUGUGUGUAUAUAAUAUAUAUAUAUAUAUAUAUAUAUAUAUAUAUAUAAUCUAUCUAUCCUGCCGCGUAGUUCAAUCAGACUGUGCGCCAGGAGGGGGUUGGCUAGGAUCAACGGAGUUGAGUCUUCCUUAGUGAGCUGGGCGGUCACAGAGCGAAUGGAACGCGCGGCAGGAGUAGGUCGACUAGGAUUGAAGAGAAGUGUGUAAUGCCACAAUUAACAAUUUUGUUAGGGACCCAGGAUGUGUUGCCGGCCCAAAGGGAAAACCAGAAUUUGGUUGAACCAGAUGCCUUGAUGGCAUGAUAGUUAAUCAUGUGGCAGCUGGCUAGCAAGCACACAUUACCAAACUACAUUAAAUGGUUUUAAACAAAAAACCUUUUGGGUCAAUAUGGGGGUCAUUUUAUAUCCAAAAUCCCUAAGCAAAUCGCCAUUGACCGUUUUUAUGUUGUUUUAAGGAUUAGGAGAUAUGGUGGUUUUCAUUUGGGGUUUUUGCAGGAGAAUUGAAAACGAUUCUACAAGUCUACUGUGCCUCUUUUCCAGCUGUGCUUUCUUGGGCUCUGUUAUUCUAAAAUGUAAACUUGAUCAAUACCUUUGUAAUUAAUUGCCUCUGUGUGUGCCCAAUCGUCUCUGUAGUCUUACUUUGACCUCUGUUUUAUUUAAAGUAAUGUGUACUUUGUUUCCUUACAGAAAGUAUUUUUAUUGUUUGCAGUGUUUUGUUUGUUCUGUGCUAUAACUUUCAUUUGGCAUAUUAAAAUGUUGCUUGAAUCCAAGCUCCACGUUUUAUUUAUGUAUUAAGAUUAGUAAAGUGAGAUCCCUGAUCAGUGUUGUGUUCUACAUCUUAGUUUCAAGGUACAGUAUGUUUUAAUAAAAAUAAAAAAAAUCGCUAAGAUUAGUCACAAAAUAUUUAACUGUACAACUGUGUUCCUAAAAUUGGUAUCCCCAAAUAUUUGGCCUUGGUGACCAGAGAUCUGGGCAAAUUCUCCACAAUGGUUACAUUGUGUAAAGGGGAUAACAAAACUUUGACAGUGAAAAACAAGUCAAUACAACUUGAAUGACUGCACCCUUUACCUAGAUCUUGAAACCUAUUCAAGCAUUGAUCUUUUCUUUGUCUCUCAUAUCUGCCUACCAGUUAUUGGAGCCAUGAAAAAAUAUAAUAUCUGGUUUUGGAAUAGUGAGAAGAAUUGUACAACCUUCUGGUUGUGGCAACUAAAUAUUGCCUUGUACUAUCAUCUAAGGCUGGUUCAUACUGCAAGCCUCCCAACUGUAUUGAUUUCGGUGGGACAGUGCUGAUUUUUGGGUUAUGUCCCUGGUGUCCCCAACAAUGAUACUCACACUAGUGGCUGGCAUGGGUGACUGGUAGGUAGCCUGGCCAUGCUGGUCUGUCAAUUCUUCUGGCAGACUGUCCAAUUAGUGUCCUGUUUCACAGGAUGCCAGAGUUGGGAGGUAUGACUAGGUAUUUUGCAGAAAAUGCAUCCUCUGAAACUGCUCUAGAAAUAUUUUGAUCAAAACUAGACCUUACCUAAAGGGCUAUUUUACAAAACUAGCUGCCUUCAGUAAACCUUGUAAAAUGCAGCUGCUUAUGGAACUGCAAUAAGAAUUACGUAGAAUUACAACAUAACUUUAACCCCCACACUAACCUGCCACAUGGACUCACAGGCAGUUGGGUAAGCCAUUAAACAGUUCUUGUGUAAUGAUGUAUCUAUUGUAGUUUAAGGCACCAAUGUAAUCACCCAGAACACUUCAUCACAAUGAAGUGGUCUGGGUGCAGUGGCCCUGCAGUUUUUCUACCACAAUGUAAAAAAUUGCUGUUUUUUGGCAUACAGCAAUGUUUUUAUUGUGGGGUGAAAUGCACCCUUAGUGGUUAAGUGAGAACUGAGUCUUAUUAGAUUUUUAACUGCUAGAAGCACUGAUUGAGACAUUGCAGCGAUUGCUGUGCAUACACAUUAAGUCCACAAUACUUCUCAAUAAGAAAUUUUGGAUUGGACAAAAUGUUAACUAAGCAUGAUGAAAUCAGUGUAGGUGACCUGGGUUGCUCAAAAGAGGCUGUCUUGGCACUGGAUUACAAGUGAGUAAUAGGUUACUAUAAAGCUUUUUGUAAUGAAAAUAGGAGGACCCUGAAAUCUAAACAGACCAACAAAGACAAGUAAAGUUGCAAGAAAAAAUAUGUGAACCCUUUGGAAUGAUAUGGAUAUCUGCACAAAUUGGUCAUAAAAUGUGAUCUGAUCAUCAUCUAAGUCACAACAAUAGACAAUCACAGUCUGCUUAAACUAAUAACUCACAAAGAAUGAAAUGUUGCCAUGUUUUUAUUGAACACACCAUGUAAGCAUUCACAGUGCAGGUGGAAAAAGUAUGUGAACCCCUGGACUAAUGGCAUCUCCAAGAUCUAAUUGGAGUGAGAUGUCAGCCAACUGGAGUCCAAUCAAUGAGAUGAGAUUGGAGGUGUUGGUUACAGCUGCCCUGCUCUAUAAAAAACACACACCAGUUCUGGGUUUGCUUUUCACAAGAAGCAUUGCCUGAUGUGAAUGAUGCCUCGCACAAAAGAGCUCUGAGAAGACCUACGAUUAAGAAUUGUUAACUUUCAUAAAGCUGUAAAAAGUAUCUCCAAAAGCCUUGCUGUUCAUCAGUACACGGUAAGACAAAUUGUCUAUAUGUGGAGAAAGUUCAGCACUGCUGCUACUCUCUAUAGGAGUGGCCGUCCUGUAAAGAUGACUGCAAGAGCACAUCGCAGACGGCUCAAUGAGGUGAAGAAGUGUGACAGCGUGUCAGCUAAAGACUUACAAAAGUCACUGGCAAAUGCUAACAUCCCUGUUAGCAAAUCUACAAUAUGUAAAACACUAAACAAGAAUGGAUUUCAUGGGAGGAUACCACAGAGGAAGCCACUGCUGUCCGAACAAAACAUUGCUGCACGUUUACAGUUUGCACAAGAGCACCUGGAUGUUCCACAGCAGUACUGGCAAAAUAUUAUGUGGACAGAUGAAACCAAAGUUGAGUUAUUUGGAAGAAACACACAACACUGUGUGGCGAAAAAAAGGCACAGCACAGCACACCAACAUCAAAACCUCAUCCCAACUGUGAAGUAUGGUGGUGGGGGCAUCAUUGUUUGGGGCUGCUUUGCUGCGUCCGGGUCUGGAUGGAUUGCUAUCAUCGAAGGAAAAAUGAAUUCCCAAGUUGAUCAAGACAUUUUGCAGGAGAACUUAAAGCCAUUUGUCUACCAGCUGAAGCUCAACAGAAGAUGGGUGUUGCAACAGGCCAAUGACUCAAAGCAUAGACGUAAAUCAACAACAGAAUGGCUUAAACAGAAGAAAAUACGCCUUCUGAAGUGGCCCAGUCAGAGUCCUGACCUCAACCUGAUUUGAGAUGCUGUGGCAUAACCUCAAGAAAGCGAUUCACACCAGACAUCCCAAGAAUAUUGCUGAACUGAAACCGUUCUGUAAAGAGGAAUGGUCAAGAAUUACUCCUGACCGUUGUGCACGUCUGAUCUGCCACUACAGGAAACGUUUGGUUGAAGUUAUUGCUACCAACGGAGGUUCAACCAGUUAUUAAAUCCAAGGGGUCACCUAUUUUUUCCACCUGCACUGUGAAUGUUUACAUGGUGUGUUCAAUAAAAUAAUGGCAACAUUUCAUUCUUUGUGUGUUAUUAGUUUAAGCAGACUGUGAUUGUCUAUUGUUGUGACUUAGAUGAUGAUGAUGAUCAGAUCACAUUUUAUGACCAAUUUGUGUAGAAAUCCAUAUCAUUCCAAAGGGUUCACAUACUUUUUCUUGCAACUGUAUCUAACAAUUAGAAACCAGUAAUAUGGACAUCUGCUGGCAUGCUGACUAAAACUAUUAAAAAAAGGUUGUGCCAGAUAUUAUUGAUGACAAAUUGGCCAUGUUUAACCCCUUAAGGACACAUGACAUGACAUCAAUGGAUAAUUAUUUAUUUUCAUAUUGUUGUGUUCCCAGUGUGACAAGUAUGAGAGAAAGCUCUCAAAAAAACCUUCUUUUAGAAAUAACGCACGACUAGUAACAAUACCCUGGUGUAUUAUGUUGUGUGAAUGCUUAUCUCAAAUGAUUCAAAAAAGCUCAAGACAACAAAGCAGCUGUUUUAUAAACCCAUUUUAUAGGCUUCCUUAUUAAAUACUUUUUCAAAUUGUUUAAUGAAGAAAUACCAAGCAUUAUUUGUAGAGGUGGCUUUGAUUAAAGAACUUUUUGCAAAUAUAUUCUUCUCAUUUGCAACAUUCUAGCACUUUAGCACAUUGUUAGGGGUAACAAUUGCUGUAAUACAAUUCCAAUGUUGCUCAGUCAAGCAUGCAGGGAGAUGUUGUACAAGACAUGACAAGAAAAACUUUUUGUACGAUCUUUACAUAUUACGGGUUUUUUUUUUUUCUUUAAAUCCAUGACUGUUGUAUAGUUACAAUUCUUUCCUUAACUAAUGAUUACAUUUUGGCUUCAGAGCUACGUCUGUGAACUCCUCAACUGUGCCCGACAGUGCUUGUCUAAAGCUCAUACUGAUUGCCAAAUUCAGGACAUUGCUGUUUGUGCCAUGGCCUUUUAUAUGUGUCCAAAGUACUAAUUAGAUUUGCUCGUCCCCUAGAACUUGGGCCAGUAGUGUCUGCUUGCCAAACCCUUGGAUAAAUAUGAAUUGCUGCUUUGUUAAAGUAGCAAUUUCCAGUGGUACACAUUUUACAAUUGCUCCUAAAUGCAUUUGGCUACAGACAUCUAGUUAAUAAAAACAACUUUCUUCAUGGGAACACGUUUCCUUUUUAUCUCUCUCUCUCCAUUAAUCCAGUUCAGUUUAAAGUUUGAUAAAUUAGUCACUCUUACGGUUACAGGCAGAAAUGAUUAGCAUUUUGAGUUCCAUACAAAGCUAUGAUUCUGAAGCCCUUGGAAGCCUGUUCAAAGGUGAUUCUACUGUAUGUGUAGGCAUGCUUGUUUUCCUCAGUGUUCAUUCAGGUAUUCAUGAUUGGCAUGUUGCCACAAACUAACUGCUGGUCUUCCAGUCAUCUAACCUGCAUUCCUUCUGAUCCAUUACAAAUAAACACAAUUUUUACUGUCAGGUGCAGACUCCGUGUUGCAGGUUAAUUCUUAAAAUAGUAAAGUUUCUGUUGUGGUCAUGAUAGCAUGUUGAUUGGGAAAGUAACAGUUUAAGGUGAAGGAGUCUUUCUGCACACAUUCUGCUCCUAAAUGACAUCUACACUAUCCUCCUACAUUGCACUUUGUAUUUACUGCAGACAAAAUAAAAUUCAUGAUUAAUAACCAGGUCUAUCCGGAGGUCUUAACUUAACCUCUUCAGGUCCAAAGCUCUUUUGAGAUUGUGAUUUUUGGCACAUUUGUUGUGUUCAUUCUAAAACAAUUUCUUCCUUUCUUUUUGAAUGAACCCAUACAUAUUAUAUACCCUUUUUAAAUUUUUUAUUUUUUUAUAGGGAAAGUAGGGCUUCAUUUUGACACUCUACAUGUAUGUAUAACACAAUAUUAAUAUGAAUUAAAAAAAAAAUUUUUUUUAAACUUUGAAAACGUUUUACAUUUAACAAUUUCUAUACAAAUAAGUAAACCUUAACUCAAAGUUGAUUCACUAAUUAAUUAGUCCUAAUUGUUAAAAGGCCAACAUGUCUAUAAUUAAUUAUAUUAUAGGUUAUAAAACUGAGACAGCAAAGAGUGAAUUACUAUUUAAAAGCUAAAACUGAGCAAAAUUUGGCAUGUUUUUAGAUUAUUUUUAUAAUGGACACAAUCUAAAAGUGAUACACAAAAGUAUAUCUUUGUAGAACGUACAUACAGGCUAUUUAAAUAAGAGCAUUUUGACAUAUAUCAUUAGAUUAUUUUAUCACGAACCUAGGUCAAAAUAUUUUUUUUCACACAUGUUUUUAUUUUGUGGGAAAUCACAGACCACGUGUAUCUCACUAGUAUAAACACCCCAUUUUUGUAUUCUUCUAGGGUUUUGGAGUACAAAAAUACCCCACAUGUAUACCAUUGACCAAUACAUUUCUAAUCCUGCUGCUAAUCCCCCCCACCCUAAUCCUAUUUAUGAGGGAUUCUCUCUGUGAGCACUCUGUAUUGUGUGGACUUCCUCUUGUGCUGAAGCUCCUGAAUCUGUGAUUGUUGCAGGGCAGAUCCUGGGGGUCUUCUUCAUACAGGGGACAGACUCAGAAUCAGUUUAUUAUAGCGCAAAUGCUCAGCCAUGGUGAUUUUAAAUGACAAUGUGCACAUAACUCAUCUGUGAGAUUAAGGCCACUAACUGUGGCACCAUCUGACAGAGGAAACUUGGGUAUCCACUGAUAGCUGGGGCUUCUUGGUACCAUCAGGGUUUUAGACCUGUUGGUACUUUUAAAUAAAAUAAAAAAUCUUUAUUAAUGGGAGGAGACAAUAUGUACACGAGACAAGAGAGUGACAACAAACUGAUAACUUGAUAUAUAAACAAACUCUCUAUUAACAAAAUGUGUUGCUGUAGAGCAGUCCUCAAAGAUUUAUCUUUUAAUAAAAAUACUAAAAAAAAAAUAGCACAAAAAAACCCAAACCCUACAAUGUAUAGUGAAAGUAGAUGGGGAGGGAGGGGGGAGUGCUGUGGCAUAUUAGCCCAAAGGUAUAAAUUCUAUGAAUGAAUAUUCAAUCAGCUCAAAUUCCAUCUCUCACAUAAGCCCGCUAAGGAUCCUAAACGUUUGAAAAAGAGAAGUUUUCCUCUCCUUUUUUUAAAUUUUUUUUAAUUUGUAUUACAUUAAGUUGUUCACAAAGUUAUACAACUUUUCCAUUUUAUGCGAUAAAGAAUAUACUGGGGAAAUAACAAAUAUGGGUGCAUACAGUGAACGUAGAGGUAUAAUCCCAUAUCGAAACGUCUCUUAUUUGUUCACAUGUCUCAGAUGGCUGGGUGACCACUAACUGUUCUACAGAGUCAUAGUUAACAGCAACAAAUAUACAGUGAGCAGUUCCAGAACUGUGUGGUCAGGGGCUUGGGCUCCAAGCCACGACUAUAGCUUUUUGGUAGUGCUUCAAGGUGUAAUUUUAAAGUCUCGUUUGGGGAUGGCCCCUCGCUCAGCAGCUCUUUGUGUAGGUACCGGAUCUUCUGUCUGUGGCUGGAGUAACAGGCCCAUUUUUUGUUUUCCUCUAUAUUUUAAAUAACCUCUCUCAUUAAAGAUGGGUACACUUUUAACCAACCUACAGCAAUACAUCACCCAAUGUUCUAAGAUGUAGUAGUUUAUAAUAGUGUCUAGAUAAACCUGCAAUAGGCCUGGAGACUGUAACUUUUAAUGCAUGACAGUCUAUGCCGUCAACGAGCAUUACAGACUGUCGUUAAGGGGUUACAUUUUAAAGAAAUCUAUAACUUUUGUUUUCAACCAUUUUACAUUACUUACAAAUGUUACCUAAGAAUAGUAAGUUUAAACAUAAUGGGGUAGUGCGGCAAGUUUUUUUUAUUUAACCCUUACUGCUUGUUGGAACAUACUCCUAGUGAUCACCAGACCUCAGCUGAGGCCUUUCAAGUAUAGUACUAUCCAGACCGUGCAACACCCCAAGUACUUAGAGACACUCUCUUAAGAGACCAUACAAAGGAGUCGAUUCAGAAAAAUGUCUGCUGUUUAUUAAACAGAACAAAGGUUUUAUUAGAGCACGCAAUAAAGGGGAGUAUAGGGGAAGUAUCAUUAAUUACCAAUCAAAUAUGGACAACUAUUAACUAACAUCAUAAACAAGCUUGUGCAAACAGAAUAUUGAAAGCAUAUAACAAAUCAUAGCUCUAAUAUUUAUCAAGGGGGAUGUAGUAGGUGUGAUCUUCUUAGAAUAGGAGGGUGUAUGGGUAGUGUCUUCUUUGAAGAGGGAGGAGCAAAGAUGGUAAUGUACCAAACUACAUAUGUGCCAUCCUUGCAAUAUACAAGGCUGAUAUAUUAUUAUAAUUUCAGCUCAACAUAAAUUAAUAAUUUCACUGCACUUAGACUAAAGCCUCACAUCCAGCCUUCUUCUGGGCCCACGGCACCACCAAAACCUUUUUUGAAAGUGUCACCUGCUCAUAACUAUGUCCACACACCUUACUUUCUUUUAACAUUUCAUGACAGACCAUGUACCAUGGGCCGAGGCCAGCAGGGGAGGUCACUCUCGGCACUAUCCGAGCACUAGCUCCGCUGUUUUCCAUGUUUAAGUUUUUGCUUCGGGUUUGCCACUCCUUAGUCCUGAGGCUAUGGACCUAUGUAUCCUACAGCAGGAUGAUGAAAUCUCAAAUGAGGAGGCAUUUUAGCUGCUUACUGUACGCAUUAUGUUGAAAGUGUGCUUUCUGAUUUUUGUCAAACCAUUUUAUUAUUUAUAUAUAAUGUAAUAAAAAUAAAUGCACUCUAGGAUUCUAAAAAAGGUUGAUGUCCUGAUUAAAAGUUCAUGUUAUGAACUGAAACAUUGAAAGUAAAGAAGAAUUCUGGAGUGCUGGUAUUUUUCUACAUUAUAUUUUGUGGUACUGAGCACAGUGUAUUUAUUGAUUUCAGUGUGUGCGUGGUGUGUGUGUAUAUGUAUCUGUAUAUAUAAUUUCACUAUAUCAUGUCAUUAGUUGAAAACUGCACACAAGAGUGAACUUUUAGGACUAAUUAAUAGUGAGAUAAAGGGGUGGGCUAGUAAUGCAAUUGCAUUAAUGGCAGUUCAGCCUGGCGUGAAUGCACACCAGACUGCCUGUUCAUCAUCCAGGCCAACCUACCGAGGGCAGAUCCACCAUGGAACACUGUUUCAGUACUCUCUGCUACAUGGUCCUAGUGCACUGAGCAUACUGCAAGUGUGUCUAAUGAUGCGUUCUCCCUAUGCUUGUUGGGGACAGUUCCCAGGGAUCUAAAUAUGAGGCCUGUGUGUCAGUGUAUAACAGUUUGUGUUAAUCAGUGUAUGUGAGUGUGAGUGUUUGUGUAUAUAAGUAAGAGAAAUGGAAUGUUAGUGAGCUUGUGUCAAGGUGUACAUCCAUUUUUUAGAACAACCUUUGAGAGAUAUGUGGGUGUGUGUGUGUUUAAAGGGAUACUGUAGGCACCCAGACCACUGCUGCUCAUUCAAGUGGUCUGGGUGCAAUGCCCCAUGUCCUUUAACCCUACAGUGGUAAUAUAUUGCAGUUUCUGAGAAACUACAAUAAUUAUCUCUGAGGGUUAACUCCUCCUCUAGUAGCUGUCUACCAGACAGCAACUAAAGGAACUUCUGGAAUCUAAACUGACCUUUGGUCUGUUAUCUGACGCAGGACAUCCUCAUGCUCUGCAUGAAGACCUCCAGAGCCAGAUUUUUUUUUUUUCCAUAGGAAAGCAUUGAAUAAUGCUUUCCUAUGGGGAAAUUCUAAUGCGAGUGCGGCCGUUGCCUCGCAUGCGCAUAGGUCUCCCCCGCCAGCUGACGUCAGUAGUGGAGGAGCGUGGACAGAGCCUGAUCCAGCACCGAGGAACCUUAGCGCUGGAUUUAGGGAAGUGACUGAACAGGUUUUAACCCCUUCAGCACAGCGGGAGGUGGGGGGCGCGAGGGAGGGGGUAUGCAUUUGUAUAUAUAUUAAUAUAUUGGUAUAUGAAUGAGUGUAUUAUGAACAUCAUGUUAUAAAUUAUGUUUAUAAUAUGUACACAUGUAAACAUGAUUAUAAUACACAUAUUAAUAGACAUGUACAUGCAUAAUACACUAAGAAUUUACAUGAACACAUAUGAAAUGUAACAAGGGAUAUUUGUACUCCUCUUUCAGGAUAUUAAAUAAACAUUUAAAUUGUAGGAAACUAAACUUCAAAUAAUGUGGGCCAAAAUUACUGCUCUAUUUGAAGUGUGCUCAAUUGUAUUUAUUUAUUUAUUACACUUCACACUGUUGAAAUGUUGUGAUUUUUGAUAGGCGGCCCUAGGCACCUCCUGACCUUUUUAUGUAGCUGACUCCAUUUCCAGCUCAUGGUGGACAGACCCCAUUUUUUUCUAAAACUAGGAACCCACAACAUGCUCACAAUAACUUUCCAAUGAAUGCUUCUGCAGAAACAUGAAGGUUUGUGUGUAUACUUUUCAUCUGAAAGACUUGCAGAAAAAAGCAUAAAUGUGCUUUUGUGAGAGUUCAAGGUAAUAAAUAUUUCUUCACUCUUUGUCCAAAAGUAUAAUUUAUUACAAUUGUGACAUUUUGUCCGCCUGUUCAUUGCAUAUUUUAGUUUAUUAAAUGCUAAGAAGUAAUCGAGUAAAGAGAGAAUCUUUUCAAAAGUGGAAAACUGGCAUCGGUUGAUGAAUAGGGUAGUGCUGGGACCACCUUUUUGCUCUGUUAGAAGAAAUAUUGGAUUUUAAUAUAUUGGAGAUCCCCAAGUAACUGAUUUGGGAGCAUUUCAGGUCUGAUAUCAAGGAGCUGUUUAUGAUAGCAUGUCAGUUCCAUUACAAAAACAUGGAAAAUUAAUUUUGAUUCUCUAAAAGUGCAUGGCUUAUUUUUUUAGAAUGCAUUUGCCUGACAUACUUUGACUAUUAUGUUUCCUAGAUAACCACAACAUUCUAACAAUUAACCCUGGCAUGAUUUGAAAAACUUUCUACGUAGAGCGGAAAAUCCUUUACUUUUUUUAAGAAUUGAAGUACUUUGUAUCUUGUAAUUGAGAAUAGUUUUGUCAAAAACCUGUAUAACUCCAGAAAUUGUUCCCAACGUUAAUAGCACACAAAUCUAAAUUGCCCUUCUCUGGCACAUAUGGCAACCAUCUUUGAUGAGCAUGUUUAUACCAAUGCUGGGACAAACUUGCUGAAAUCAAGACUGAUGGCUGAAAUCAAGACUGAUGGCUUAUCUCAAAUGCGUCUCAGAGCGUCACUGAAUGAACUCCAAAGUCCUGUGUCAGCAUACUUUGCAUGAUGACACGAGACGUGAAAAAGAUUAAAUUAUUUUUAUAUUCAAUUUUAGUUAGUCCCUCAUGGCUUUCUGAAUGACUACAACUAGAGGAAUGGGGAUUACAAAACAUAAAUUGUACCAUUUCACAUAUAUAGCAAUCUUUUAGUUUACUAGGCUUCAGGGGGGGAAUCAUCUGUGUCUCAAAGAAUUUAAGAUUAGCCGAUCUCGGUGCUUACUGUCCCUUUAAAACUGAAAUUGGGAACAACCUAUUCAUUACUGACAGUUCCUCAUGACCCUUUGUUUGAUCUUUUUGAAGCUUACAAAACAAAGCAAGUCAAGCAAAUCCCUUCUGAAGAAUCAUCUUAUUGUGAUGAACAAUGCUUGAAUGAUUAGAGUGUGUGGAUUUUAUUUGUUAAUACUUGUCAUAUUCAAUGCCAUGCAUUGAGGACAAUAGAAUAGUAUAUUAGGAACAAUAUAUUCUAGAACACAGGAAUCUACAAUGGAUGUUAAGCAGAUUAGUAACAAACUAAAACCUUUGCUGGCAUGUAUUCUGCAGAUGGUACUGUAACUGAUUCCAACUUGUGUGAAAUAAUGAUGGUUGUAUGUCAACUGGACAUGGUGUUGGGAAAUGUACUUUUCCUCUCAUAUUGCCGUUUACUCAAUAAUAAUUAAGCAACAUCCACAAUUAAUUUAUUAUAAUAAUGUUGGGAAAUGCGAGGUCGAUUUUAUUAAUGUAUUGUUCAGAUUGAAUAAUAACUUAUUUUCUUAUGAAAUUGUGAACAGACUGUUCAUUUCCCCCCAGUCUAUCAGAUUUGGAUGUGGUCUGUGCAUACACGCUCUGCGGCUUGGCUCUUUCUCCUGGGAGGACAUUGUGUGCCCAACUUGGACAAACUUGAUAUUAAGUGAGGUGAGGGGGUGUUUAGAUCUGCAUCUACAGUCUAUAUACAAAUAAUUGCAGUUCAAAUCUACACUCUGAGCUGAGAGUUUGUGUAGGGUACUUAUUACUCCUGCAACGUUGCAGUCAUGCAAAGUUGUGUUGGUGCUUAGUACCUCCAAGAGAAACUGGACGAUGUAUUUCCAACAGUGGAUUUUAUGUUUGCUUUUACCAUACAAGGGUUGCGUGGAUUCGCUCAGCACACAGCCCCACAGUAUGUGAUACUAGGCUGGAUCCUGAAACUAAGUUUUAGAGAAUAGCAGUCUACCGAAUACAUCUCCAGGUCCAAAAUUUUGCAGUUGAGCCAUUGCCAGGAGCAGGUACUAUCAGAUUCAGUAGGAGUUGGUUUCCCUGUUUCCCUUGAGGCUACUCAGUCUGUUGGCUUUUAGAAACAUGUCUAUUUUUAUAUUCUAUUAUGUUAAGUAGUUUUAGAUUUUUUUUUAAAUUGUAUCUUGUACCGAUACUCUUUCUCUUUCAUACAACUAAAUAAAAAAGAUAGUUAAUUUACUAAAACCUGUCUCCAUCCUUUUCUUUUCUUAAUAGCGAUACCAGUUCUGUGUGUCAUCAUGACAUUUAAACACUCUUUCAGCAUUUACAGUUGCAGUUGAAUAAAAUAAAACCAUAACUUCUGCUACUAUUUUUGUUGUGGCAACUUUACCAACCCAUGAUUCCUCUGCGACGUGCUGCCACCCUCCGGCAUAUAAUGAAGUAAUGCACACAUGCGUAUAGCACUGCAAGCGUUAACUCCUUUUAUAUACAUUGCUGGAAAGAAAAAAUAUUUUUAAAAAACCCAAUUUUUUAAAGUUCUUAUAGCAAAACCAAUAACUAUCUUUUGGCUAUUCGACUAUUAUUUCCUAACCACCCCUCCCCCCUCCACCUAAAAUUGAGGAAGUGACCGUUCCUUUUUAAUAUUGGCAAUGCAUGUAAAGUGACAUUACAUUGGUUUUGUUCUAUGUUAAGUCAGCAUUUUGUAAACUUUGCAAAUCUACUUGUACACAUUUACACACACAGCUGUACAAAUAAAUAAGAAAAAUGUAACAAUUCUACACUACAGUACGCCUAUGCUGUCGGCCACAGUCUGUUAAGCUCUUCUAAUUGAUUCUGCUAAAAUGGAAUGGGAACUUUUGCUUUAAGAAUAAAACUGACUAUAAUAACCCCAGGGGACCCAUGUAAGGGUCAAAUUGUUUAAAUUAACCCUUUAGCGUGGAAUCUAAGCAGCAUAACCACUACAACAGUGUAUAGUGGUUAUGGUGCCAGAAGUGCCUCUUUCCUUUUUAGAGUCCUUGAAAUCUACAUAUUGGGAAUGUGGUAGAAUACAUCUAGGAAAACUAUAUAGUUAUUUUUAAGGAGAAAAAAAUGUUUCUUAUUACUAUGUCAAGUUGUUAAAACAUUUUGUCCCCGUUGACUGUAGUAUGAGAGGUUCAGUUAUUAAAUGUAUUUUACUAAUACUAUCUUGCAUCUAAUCAUACACACUUCUGUGUGUUUGUUUCUGGCUGAUUUUAGCCUUCUCUGUCCCAUGCCCAGGUGUGCUGUAAAACAAAGGCUCCAAUUGUGUAUGUGUAUAUGCAUGAGAAGGAAAAUACAAUGGUUGGGUAUGAAACCGAGAUAUACAAUUUAAAUGAGUAUUCUAAAAACAAAUGUUUGCAUGGAGAAUUACAGCAGAAGCCAAAUGAUGAUGGAUGUAACAUGCAUUCCUAAACUUGUUUUAUUUCUUUAAAUUAUUAUUAUUUAUGUAUUUAUUUGCAGAGUAGUUGGAUCAGAUAUUUUCCACUUGUUAAAAAACAAACAAAAAAAAAACAGUUGGAAGAUGCAUGCUGUAUAUGAAGCAAACUGAAACCUUGUCUUGCGCAGUCAUUUCAUUAACCCUUUCACGCUGAUGUUGAAGCAUGUACAUAUAUCCUGCUAAUCUAGCUUCAGGUAUUCUCUAGUGAUUAUCAGGGCUGUUCACUAAACUAAAAUCUGAAUGGCAAAACUGAGGACAAAAUAAACAAAUGGUGACUAUUUCAGAGUUGGAGAAAUUGGGAGGAAAGUGAAUAAUGCUGUUUGUAUCACAUCUUUGCUCACACACUCCUAAAGUCACUCCCACUGUUACCUCUAUUAUCUAGCAGGGUGAAAGCAAGAUGUCCAUUCCCUAAAUAAAGUAGACCUGAUGUGGAUACCUACCGGUUUUAGCGUAAGAUUCAUAUAGCAUUACUGCCGGAUAUAUCUUUGUAACCAUUUAGUAUUACUGCUGGUUGUGUCGUAUCCCAGUAGGCAUACCUGGCUGUAGCCUAGUAAUAGUUUAGCAUAAUUGAUGAUUAUCCAGGAUUCUCCAGAUCUUAUCAGUGUUGCAGUCCCGGAUUUAACAUUUAGUCUUGCAUUUAACCAUUAAGGGAUUAGCACUGGCAUUAAAUGUGAACACUAUUGUUUAAGCAGUGUUUUAUUAUAAUGAUACCUGCUCUUCUUUAGUGCAGAUUUUACCUUGUGUUCACAAUACACCCUCAGGAUUACUCACUACCGUGAGAGUUCAAGGUUCAAUUCAAAUUGGAUUUUAAAUUCAAAGCCAAAAUAACAAAAUUGGAAAUUUAUUCUGGUCAGCUGAGCUUCCACUUUAGCUACUUUGGCGUACAAUUUGAAAUUCACUUUGAAUUAUUUUGAAUUCUCACUUUUGUGAAUAACCCUGUAAAACGCAGGCCAUGAGUGAUGAUGCUUUAUUGAAUUAGGGCCUUACUAUAGACUCCCUUGUCCUGUCUUUCUGUCCCCUCCUGAGACGCAUUGUCCCUCUGGUUAACUAUUUUGAUCUUGGUAAUUCUGCAAAAGAGACCUAUGACAGGACUGUGAUUACUCUCAUUUUUAAUUUUAAUCCUUUCUCUGGCAGAGCAGAUUAUCCCAUCAUAUGUCAUAGAGGAUUAGGGUUUUCUCUUCUGUAUUUCUGCUACAAUCCACCAUUCUCUCACUCUGUAGUCUAUGUACUUCUUUACAAACGCUGAUUGUGUGUUCAGGCUGCCAACUAGUAGCCGUGAUUUACUGGUCUCCUCCGGCAUAAUCCAUCACAUGAAUCAUGUGUUUCAUUGUGCUUCUGAUUAUUGGAGUAAUCAUUAAAACCCUGACUCGACACAUGUGAAACCCUCUAACUUGAACAAUGCAGAUUAUUUCAAUGCUAGUUAUUCAUUAAUUUAGAACAAUGGUCAGCAGGCCAAUAUCUUAGACAGACUUCUUUAAACUUGAGGUCACUUGAUUCUACAUGCUAUUAAAGCAACAGCAGCUCAUAAAGUGAAAGAUCAAUAGCAUGUAUAGUAUAGAUUCAUUUAAAAAAAUAAAUAUAUAUAUAUAUGAAUACCAUGCUUCCUUUCCUUCACUUUUUACAUGCUGAUAGAUGAAGAUUUCGUCUAAGGCAAAGAAAAUGGAUAAGCAAUAAGGAUAUGGAAUUCUCUGCCUGAAGAAGUGGUUUUAUCAGAGUCCAUACAGAUGUUCAAACAGCUACUAGAUGCUUACUUGCAAAAACAGAAUAUUCAAGGAUAUAAUCUCUCAAUGUAGGGUAAUAACUGCUUGAUCCAAGGAUAAAUCUGACUGCCAUUCUGGGGUCAAGAAGGAAUUUUUUUCCUAGUUUGUUGCAAAAUUGGAAGUGCUUCAAACUGGUUUUUACCUUCUUUUAGAUCUACUGCAAAAAACUGUGGAUGGGGAGGGGGGGGGGAGUAGGGAAGAGGGGGGAAAUCAGUGGUCAAAAGUGAUAUUUAGAAGCAAGCAUUUUGAUAUUUUUAAUGCUUUAUCUUUUCUACUGCAUCGAAUCUUGGGUGGUAAACCAAUCCUGAAGUAUCUCUUAAAAAUUAUGAUAUAUCUAAAUACAAACUAAUUUCUUCAAAUGAUGAUUACUAGAUUGCAUAUUUAUAGUUGCCAACAUUUGACAAACAUUUCAAGGAACACUUUGGGGGAGAUUUCACAUUCGCCAACAUUUUAAUAUCUAAAUUUCAGCUAAUAUUUGUAGCAUUUUUUUUAAAUCUAUAUAUUGCUUCUUAAAGGCCCCAAAUAUAUUUGCUAUCGUAUUAAUUAUUCAAUUGUUUUUAACUCGGUUUUCCUAUAUUCUGUAAAGGUGUCCAGUAUUUUAUUUAAAGUGUGUGUGUGUGUGUGUGUGUGUGUGUGUGUGUGUGUAUAAUAUAUAUAUAUUUUUUUUUUGUGUUUUUUCAACAUUGGAAAGUAUACAAUUUAGAGAGGUGCGAUCAAAGGCCCCACUUUGCUGUCUCUUAAUAGACACAAAAUACAGAUUCGGGGAACAGCGCACAUGCAAAAAUACACUUUUUACAUUUUGUCUUGUGAAAUUACUAAAAGAAAAUUGCGUGUCUUGUCAAAUAGGGGGAUUUAGUCACAAAAUAUGACCGCACCAUGUUUAAGCUAAACACUUUUUUUCAAAGUGCAAUAAUCUGAACUAUUGAGAGAAGCAUGCUAACUGCAAUACAUACUUGAGUAACUUGAGCAGCAAUAUUAAAAAAUGCAUGCUCUGCUUUUGUCUCCACCCCCUCCUCCCCACCUUGAUACAACAAAGCAUAUUAGACUGACAUGCAUGCACACUAAGCUUAAUGGUAUCCUUGACAGCUAUCCUCCAGGGAAACCAAAGUGAUGAAUACCAACAGCACAUUUAUAUUAGUAGACAUGCCUAUUUCUGAUGCCCCUAAAUACAUAGCAUGACAUAUUCCACACGUAUGUAGGUCUUUAUAUUAUGCAACUUUAAAAGAAGUGUUCUAUUGAAAAAAGUAUUAGACACCAUGCAUAUAUUUGGUGUCCCCCUCCACAUUCAUCAAACAAACUGUAUCUUUGGGGAGCAGUGAACCAAUACACGUACUAGAAUAUUAUUUAUAUAAUCAUGAAGGUGUCCUCCUGUCCAUAAAACAAACUAUUUCUACAUUAAAUACUGAAACUGGAGUAGGAUUUGAAUGAAUCUUUCACUUAGAUUUUUUUUCUUAGUGGUAUUAUUCUGCAGACCUUUCUUUGAAAGGUGUUAAAACAUGAAGAUCAUUUCCAGGGCCAGAUUAAGAGCCCAUUGGGCCUGGUGCUGACAAUUACGAUGGGCCCAAUUACAGAAUGUUAUCAACGAAAACAUUUAAAGGAGUUUUACCUCCCAAUCCUCAAGUAUCUGGUGGAGGUGGUGCUGGAAGGAAACAUACAGGAUAUAACUAUUAGAAAAUGUAUACCCUAUGCUAAUCUCUCGGUUUCAUCUUUCAAGUAAAUACAUACCCCCUAACAGCAGUGUACGGUGAAACUGAAUGUUGGUGGGCGAGUAAAAGGGUGGGCCACUAAUGUGAAUCACGUAACAGAACCGCCCAAAGGGGAAACAUGCCCAAAAAGGGGGCGUGUCUGCAAGAAGAAUUAGCUGGUCAGCAUUGUGUGAAGGCUUGUCAGAAUGCCUACAAAUCAUACAGGAUGACCAACCAAGGGCAUACUGUGCAGACAGCACCCUGAGCUUGGCAUAAAUGUGUCUAAUUAUGCAAUUACUCUAUAUGCUUUCUAAGGACUGUCCCUUAGCAGUCGCUGGUCCACUCCUCUCCUAACCUUAUUAGCAGGCAGUAGCUCCUGUUGUAUAGUGAAGAAAGGGAACAUGCCACAGUGUUGGAGAGACUGAAGCACCAAGAGCAUUUUCAUAGUGCGCAAAGUCCGCUUUACCUUAACUAAUUUCAUUGUCAAAAUAAAGAGAACAUUACCUGCACUAUGGCCUAAAUCCCCAUGUACAUUUAAACAAAAUGGAGGCUCUUUAGUUGUAUUCCAAUGGCCAUUUGAAUAUAAGCUCAUCUGCCACGUCAAGGCAAGCCCUGAAAGGUGAGUCCUACACUAGUCAUUAGAUUUGCUGAUAUCAACCUAGAAUCUCCAAUGCGACACCAAGGGGUAUUUUAUAAAUCCUUUAUAGGGCUUCUACACAUACAAUAAACUUUGCUGGUAUCAGACAAAGUGUAAACCUCUCUAACAGAGCUAGACUGGGAGAAAAAUUCGGCCUGGGCAUUUUUUUAUCACAGCGGCCCACUAAGAAGGGGGCGGGGCAGAGAGGGUGUGUUUCGUCAUCACCAAUGACAAACACGCCCCCUCUAAAAGUGAGCAUGUUGGUUCAAUGCUCUUCCAGUGCAGACCAUGCGUAGAACUUUGCUAAAGAGCUCUAGCAUGAGAAAAAAAAGCCCUGUAUUUGUUCUGUACAGUGCAAGCAAAUUGUAUAACAUGUUUGCACUGUGUUUCCUUGCAACUUGUCUCUGUUGUCUCCUGGUAUCCAUUUAUAGAGACACAAGGGCCAAGAAAGAGUAGUGUGCAUGAGUUUGGAGCCUGCUUGUGGGAUUGCAUGUGUGUAGAGUGAGCUGAUUGAGGUGUGGUAUUGUGUAAUAAGGUCGGUUUUAGUUGUUUUUUUGGUGUAAUGCAUAUGUGGCUAAGGGCUGUAGAGAAUGUGUGUGAGUGUGAGUGUGUGUGUGUGUAUAGGGGAUGUAGUAAGUGUGUGCAUACAGGCUAUAAUGUGUGUGUGUGUAUAGGUGAUGUAGUGUUUGUAGGGGUUGUAGAGUGUGUGUGUUUAGGGGCGUAAUAUGUGUUUGUUUACAAUGAAUCUAGUGUGUUUAUAAGGGAUCCAGAGUGUGUAUUUUAGGAAUGUAGUGUGUGUGUGUGUAGGUGGUGCAGUGUGUAUGUAUACAGGAGUCUAGCGUGUGUUUGAAGGACCCAGAAUGUGUAGGACAUCUAGUGAGUGUGUGUAUAUAAGGAUUCAGAGUGUAUAAAGGGUUCUAGUGUGUGUGUAUGAUCCAGAGUUGGGUAAGGGAUCUAGUGUGUGUCUGGAACGUAAUGUGUUUAGGAGUGCAGUAUGUGUGUGAGGGGUACUGUAGUAUGUGUGUCUAUGUAUGUAUAUGUGUGUGUGUGUGUGUGUGUGUGUGUAUAUAUGUGUAUAUAUAUAUAUAUAUAUCUCAUAUAAAUAUGUUCAGAAGUAUUGUGUGUGUUUUUGGUGCAGUGGGUGUCUGUGAGGGAUCUAGUGGGUAUGUGAAGGUUGCAGUAUGUGUGUGUAAUGGAUGCUGUGUGUGAGGGUGCUGUUUAUGAUGUGUGUGAGGGUGAUGGGUGUGAGGGUGCUGUGUGUGAAUGUUAGAAGGGAUUGUGUGUGUGUGUGGGGGGUGGUAAAAAAUAAAAUAAGUAGGCAUUAUUUCCCCACCCCUCCCUUCUUACCUUUAGCCUGGGAGGAGGGGACCGGCACGGUGGUAUCUGGGAGGGGGGGCCGGCACGGUGGUAUCUGGGAGGGGGGCGGCACUCUCACUCCAUUCCUGGUGGUCCUAGUGGGUGAGUGAACUCUAGCCUAGGGCUAGAGUUCACGGUCGCGAGAUCGGGGUUGUCAUGAUGUCCUGUGACCUCCCCUGCCGGCCUCGGCCCAUGGCCACUGCGGCCCACCGGGCAUUUGCCCGAUGGCCAGUCCGGGCCUGCUCUCUGAGAUAUGAGAGGGUGUUUUAUAAAUAAGCCCUAAAUAAGGCUAUAACACAUAUAAAUCACCUUGCUGGUAUCAGCUAAAAGGCAAAUUUCUCAGUUGAGACAGGAAGGGGUGCUGCCCCUACAUACUUAUAAACUCUAAGACAAACAUGGGGUGGCUGGCAGCAAUGUAACAUAACUGUGUGAUACAAACAUCAUAUACAAAUACAAAGAUAAAGCACAGCGUUUACAGCAGCAGUUUUCACUGUCAGCCAGUCCACACCAGUGUUGUUCCCCUACAUCUCUCUGAAGUUUCCAUUCUUAAGCAUGAGUAAGUGAAGAGUAGUAAAAAAAAUCUUUCUCUCUCUCUUUCUCGCUCUCUUUCUCGCUCUCGCUCUCGCGCUCUCGCGCUCUCGCGCUCUCGCUCUCGCGCUCUCGCUCUCGCGCUCUCGCUCUCGCGCUCUCGCUCUCGCGCUCUCUCGCUCUCGCGCUCUCUCGCUCUCGCUCUCUUUCUCGCUCUCUCGCUCUCUCGCUCUGAAAAUCCUCUACUAUGGCUACACUAAAGAAAAAACUAAUAUGUGGUGGUGGAGGGUUAAGAUAUAAACAAUGUGGGCACGCAAGAGGGGGUAUGAGACAUGUAAGGUAACUUAAGAGGUAAACAAAGUUAUAUGGGGGUUUUCUGAGGCACAACAUGAUUCAGGCAACAUGCACUAGCAGAUGAAGGGGUGUGGAGAAACACAAAGAGGAAUGGAGUAGCACACAACAAAAUUACAGUUCUGGGGGGUUUCAGGCAAGUGCCAUAUAAUGUAGAUAUGCCUCUGGUAUCUAAUAUACUCCAAUUCUUUGUUUCUUUUGUAUAUGUACUCUGUCACACACUCUGUAAUUCUGUAAAUCCUAGCUCAAUUAUUUCAUUCAUGCAGCAGUGCCUCAGUUGAAGAACUUGUACCACAUGCACUUUAAAUUUAGUAAUUUCCUUGGAGCAAUGUGGUAUGAAGUCCAAAUUAGUGUUUUGUAGUUGUUUUCUAAUUCAUUGUUGCAUAGUGCAGUAAUGUUUCCUCACUGCUGGAAAAAUGAAAACAAAUGUUUUCUUCAUUAAAUAUUAAUUGUUUAGUAUGAAAAAAUAUUAAGAUUGGCUUUGAACUCUCUCCAGAUGGAAAAAGGUUCUGAUUUUAUGUUUAUGUUAUGGGCCUUGAUCUUAAUCCAUUCAUUUCAAGAAUAGAGUAUAAACAUUUUUACUUUCCUAUACGUUGGAGAAGAAAGUUAGUCCAUGAAGCCUAACUUAUAGUCUAGAAUGAUUACUAGCCUGUAGAGGAAAAAAAUCACCUAGAAAAUUCUAGUUGCUCAUUUAAUUCCUGCAAGUGUGCUAAAAAAGGUUAUCUCAUCCACUACUAUCAAAUAUAAAGUACGUUUUUUAAUGGGUCUUACCAUUCCUAGUUAGGGAGGGGAGUAACGGUAAAUGGAUAAUUUCACUGUCAGCGUUACAUUACAUUAGCAUUUCAGAGUAAUUACAGUAGCACAAUUUAAAAUGUUUAUUUUAAUAAUAUAAUUUUGACUUUAUUUACCAUAAUGUUGGCAUUGUGCUUAAAGGACCACUCUAGGCACCCAGACCACUUCAGCUUAAUGAAGUGGUCUGGGUGCCAGAGAAACUGCUAUGUUUAUUAAUGGGUUAAGCCUUCCUCCAAUUCCUCUAGUGGCUGUCUCAUUGACAGCCACUAGAGGCGCUUGCGUGCUUCUCACUGUGAUUUUUCACAGUGAGAGCACGCCAGCGUCCAUAGGAAAGCAUUGUAAAUGCUUUCCUAUGCGACCGGCUGAAUACGCGCACAGCUCUUGCCGCGCGUGCGCAUUCAGCCAGCGGGGCGGAACGGAGGAGGAUCGGAGGCAGAGAGCUCUCCGCCCAGCGCUGGAAAAAGGUAAGUUUAAACCUCUUUCCCCUUUCCAGAGCCGGGCGGGAGGGGGUCCCUGAGGGUGGGGGCACCCUCAGGGCACUAUAGUGCCAGGAAAACGAGUAUGUUUGUUUUCCUGGCACUAUAGUGAUCCUUUAAUGCAGACACAUUUUGUUGUCUUUUUCAGUAACUUCUACUGCAAGUUAUACAUUCAAGGUCCUUACAAUUCCCUACGAGCAGAGUAUUUGACCAUUUUUAUUAUUUAUCUAUUGGUGUCACAGCUACUGUAUGUAAGAAAAAUAGACUUUUGCUUUUAUGCUUUCAUUUCAGACUCUAGGAAUGUCCACCUCGAGGAGGACAGGCCCCCAACAGUGGCAUACUAAAUCAACAUGCUACCUGCAAAGUUGUUCCCGUUGUGCUGAACGCUCCUGGAGGAAGUCUCGCAUCCAGGCAGACUUUCUCUAUUAUAGAUUCAUAUUGUAUUAAUACAGCGCAGCCCUUGCCCUCUCCAAACAGUCAUAAUUUUCCUCUCUAAUUAGUUCAUGCUCCCGCAAUCCCAAGCAUCUCUUUGACACCUUUAACUCUCUUCUUCGCCCUGCUGUGGCCACCUCCCAAACUAACCUUACAACCGAUAGCUUUGGUGUAAAUUUUAGAAAAGCAAUCUGUAAACAAAAUUAAAAUUUUUCUUUCCAAACAAAAAGGGCUUGGUAGUAAAGAGGAUAAUUAUAUUAUUGGUGCUUUAAUUUACAGUCAAUUCGAGUACCUAAACCGUUUUCAUGCUAUUACAUUUUCAGACACACUAUCGCACCUAGAUUGUGUGUGUUCAGUCUCUGAACCAAUACCAAGGCUGCAUACCUAAUACAAAAUAUGAAAUACAAUGCUGACUGUUUACUAAGAAGUGCAUUGUCACAUAGUGAGUUAUAUUAUCCUAGAAAGGCAUGACUAAAAUGUUGUAACUAUAAAAUUGGCUUCCUUUUGGAUGUGUAGAUCCAUACAUGUAAAUACUUUACCAACAAGAUUGAAGGAAAGAAUUCUCCCCACCUUGCUGUUUUCUUUCUCAACCACAUGCAGGUCAUGCCUUUCCUACCCUUCAGACUUUCUCCCCGGUUACUGAACAAGAGGUGGCUGCGCUUUUCCUUUCCUCUUGCCCCACCACUUGCCCGCUCAAUCCUGUCCAAUCUCACCUUAUCAGAUCUCUCUCCCCUUGUCUUGUGCCUUCCUUAACACACAUCUUCAACUGCUCUCUCUUCUGGAAUUGUCCCGGCUGACCUUAAACAUGCCACUGAAAUACCUAUCCUGAAAAAAAAAAUCUCUUGACCUGUCCUCCUCCUCUAACUAUUGUCCCAUAUCCCUGCUCCCUUUUUCCUCAAAGCUUCUGGAAAGACUUGUCUUUGCCCGUGUGUCUCACUUCCUCCAUUCCAACGCUCUUCUUGACCCUCUUCAAUCUGGCUUCUGCCCUCUCCACUCUACUGAGACUGCUUUUAUCAAAGUUAUUAACGACCUAAUCACUGCUAAAUCCAAAGGCCACUACUCCAUACUAAUUCUUCUUGACCUCUGUGCUGACCUUUGACACCAUUGGUUAUGCUCUCCUUCUUCAAACUCUUCAUUUACUUUUGUCUCUGUGACUCUGUCCUCUCUGUCCACUCUUAUCUCUCCCAACACUCAUUCGGUGUCUUCCUGUCUUGGCUGGAGUCCCCCAAGGCUCUAUCCUUGGUGCCUUCUAUUUUCUCUUAUACUGCCUUUCUUGGCAAACUUAUUACCUCUUUUGGAUUCCACUACCACCUGUACCUUGAUGAGACCCAGAUAGAUCUCUCCUCCCCGGACCUCUCCCCUGCCAUCCUGCAAUGUGUCACUUCUUGCCUUUCUUCAUCUCUGACUGGAUGUCCUCCCGCUUUCUAAACUUAAUCUUUCCAAAACAGAACAUCUUGUCUAACUUCCUCCUAAUACUGAUCUUCCUCUUUUGCUCUCUCUUCAAGUUAGUGGUAUCCACAUAAGUCCAUCCUUGCAUGCGCGCUGUCUUGGCGUCAUACUUGACUCUGGCCUCACCUUUGAGCCUCAUAUCCAAUAUGUUGCCAAAUCCUGUAGAUUCCAACUUAAAAAAAUAACCCACAUCCGGCCUUUUCUUACACAAGAUGCUACCAAGGAGCUUGUUCAUGCUCUAAUAAUUUCCUGCAUAGAUUAUUGUAACCCUCUCCUAGUUGGUCUUCCCAAAAGCCGUAUUGCCCCACUACAGUCUGUAAUGAAUGCUGCCGCCAGACUGGUUUUCCUCUCUAGUCAGUCCUCGCACACCUCACCCCUCUAUAAGUCCUUACAUUUGCUUCCUGUAUCCUAUAGGAGACAAUUCAAAGUGCUAACGCAUACCUUUAAAGCACUGAACAAUUCUAGCCCCUCUUAUAUCUCUUCAAAGAUCCAUAGGUAUGCACCUUCUCGUUCUCUCCGCUCUGCCUGUGACCUUCUCCUGUCUGCUGCUCGCAUCCGUACGGCCAACUCACGUUUGCAGGACUUCUCGCGGGCGGUUCCCUUGCUAUGGAAUAGCCUGCCUAGUGCCAUCAGACUCUCCCCUUGUCUUCAAUCAUUUAAGAAGUGCAUUAAAUCAUCUCUUUAGAAAGCUUAUGGCCUCCCAGACUAACCUCUACCUCACAUACCUGUCUCCUGCUCUCUCCUAAAGGGCAGCACUCUACCCUCUCCUCCAGCUCAGCUUCACUCCCACCUUAUUUGAUUGCUAUUUCCUGUCCUAAUGUGUUUUAUACCCCACCUCCUAUAGACUGUAAGCUCUUUGAGCAGUGUCCUCUUCAACCUAUCGUUCCUGUAAGUUUUCUUGUAAUUGUCCUAUUUAUAGUUAAAUCCCUCUCAUAAUAUUGUAAAGCGCUACGGAAUCUGUUGGCGCUAUAUAAAUGGAGAUGAUAAUAAUAUGGGAGAUAUGCAAGUUAAAGAAUGUUUUAUACUGUAUAAUGUUUUCGAUUCAAUUACUAUACUGUAUCAAUGAGUAACUUGACAAUAAAAAUGGUGUACAUUUUUUAGGAAAGCAAUCUGUAAACAAAAUUACCAUUUUUCUUUCCAAACAAAAAGGGCCUGGUAGUAAAGAGGAUAAUUAUACUGUUGGUGCUUUAAUUUACAGUCAAUUCAAGUACCUAAACAGUUUUCAUGCUAUUAAAGUUUCAGACACACUAUGAUACCUAGAUUGUGUGUGUUCAGUCAUUUAGGUUGUUUCUUAACCAAUACCAAGGCUGCAUACCUAAUCCAAAAUAUGAAAUACAAUGCUGACGGUUUACUAAGAAGUGCAUUGUCACAUAGUGAGUUAUAUUAUCCUAGAAAGGCAUGAGUAAAUGUUGUAACUAUAAACUUGGCUUCCUUUUGGCUGUAUAGAUCCAUACAUGUAAAUCAUAAUGUAGUAAAGUCAGUCCAAUAAUGCUUCAGCCUACAUUUCGCUUGGCAUUAAAAAAAGUGUGUUGUCUUGCUUAUCCAAUGUGACAGUUAGUCAUGCCUGUAUUUCAUAGAAGAUUGCUUUAGUGUUUUUUUAUGUGGCAGAAUGAGGACACACUUAAAAACUGUCUGACUCUUUUUUUUUUUUUUUUUUUUCCUGUAAUGCUUUUUACCAAGUAAGAUUGGUAAUGUACAGGUUAUUAAUAUCUGGGUCUGAAAUGUAGAUGAAUAAUAUAGAAUGUGCUGCUUGUACUCUUUGAUGGUUUAGGGUAUGGGGCUAAAAUCUAUGUACAUACCUUUUUAUACAAUCCUAGUGUUUUGUUUGUGUGUGUGUGUGUGUAAAAUAUACUCUUCUCAAGUAAUGUCUUUAAAAAGAAUGUUUUAUAUAGAAUGUAUGCAUUUAUCUGUAUAAUUAUAAACACUGUAUUAUAAUGUAAAACACCUUCAGAAUAUAUUUUUAUAACCAUUUUUUUUUCUCUCUUUAUUUAAGGGCUUUGAACAUGGGAGGAAAACUGAGCAAGAAGAAGAAGGGGUACAAUGUGAAUGAUGAUAAAUCUAAAGACAAAGACAAAAAAGCCGAAGGAGCAAAUACAGAGGAAGAAGGGACACCUAAAACCAACGAUGAGACUGAGUCUGCUGUAGAGAGUACGGAGACAAAAGAAAAUAAAGAUGAAAAAAAUGAUAAAGAUUCACAAGCGGCAGAAAAAAAAUCAGAAAGCAAGGAGGGGGAGAAAGAUGCCCCGAAGGCAGAUGGAGUGCAAAAAACAGAGAGCGAGAAUACAGAAGCUAGCUCUGAUGCGAAGGUGGAAACUCAGAACACUGACCCACCAGUAUCCAAGCAGGAGGAGUGUGCUGCAGCUCCUGCUCCAGUUACUAAUAGUGAAGGGCCAAAAAUCUCUGAGCCAAGCACUGAGGCAAAGGUUUCCCAGCCUUCGGAAGCACCAGCACCAAGUAAAGUAGAUGAAAAGAGCAAAGAGGAUGGGGAAGCCAAAAAGACUGAGGCUCCCAAUGCCCCAGAAGCCAAAAGCGAGACCGCCCCAGCUUCAGACUCAAAACCUAGUGAAGCUGCUCCAUCUUCCGUGAAGUCUCCAGAAAGUGAAGCUCCUAGUUCUACUACUAAGGCCUCUGAGCCUGCAGCUGAUGAAGUUAAAGCACCUGAGACCCCAGCAGCUAAUUCUGAUCAAACCGUAGCAGUUCAAGAGUAAAAUGGACAGCCUGUUUGAAAUAACCAUUUACGACAACCUGCAAUGUUUGUUUGUUUUUUUUCUUCUUUGUUUUUUGAUUAUAUAUUUUUUUUCAGCUAUACUAACAAACUUGAUUUUAGAUCUGAGAUAAGUACAUGUAAAGCCCAGAAGGGAUAUACAAAUUCCAAAUAGUAUUUUUGUGGGGAAAAAUGUACAAAGAUAAAAUUCACAUUCCACCAAUUCUUGUCAAUUUAACAAUUAAAUUAAACAAGAAGGUAUACAAGUUUAGGAAUAGACGUUUGUGAGCAAAAAAUGAAUCUUUUUACAUCAGAACAGUAGCUGCAAAAAAAAACAACCCAUUUUUUUUCCCUUCUGCAAUAAGAUUGCAGGAGAAAUAUUAUCAAAUUUGCCCAUAGGGCUUGUGCCAAGGCAAUCAAAUCUUUCUUAGAGAUAUUUUUUUUUUUUUUGCAGUCAAUAUUCUUUAUUAUAAUAUAUCUUUUGUUUUUUCUUUUACUUUUUUUUUUUUCCUUUAAUUUUUUAAAUGCAGUGAAUAACGGCCAAACUUUUCCAACUGAACCCACUUUAGCUGUCUCUUGAUCCUCUCCAGAUAUUUUGGGAGCAACAGCAUCCUCAUCUUACUUAGUCUAUCUAGAUUUCUCAUGAUGAAUUAAUGCAUGUCUGUGGUUGGGUGCACCUGUAGUUCUGUUUUAUUGGUCAGUGGAAAUAAUAAUAAAAAAAGUCUGCGUUGAUUUGCAGUUCCAGUUUUUCUUCCAUUCUAUGUCACAGACACCAACACAACACUCAUUUGGAAAACAAAACAAAAAAUUUAAAAAAUAGAAAAUACAAAAAAAUUACAGAAAUAAAUAAGGAAGAUGUAAAAUGGAUGCAUUGAAAUUAUAUGUAAUUGUAUAAAUGGUGCAACAGUAAUAAAAGUUAAAUAAUUAAGACAAAUGUUUAACAGUUGAAUUGUUUUAUUUCUUUCGAUUUUC
Messenger RNA from Pelobates cultripes (western spadefoot toad), 67512 nucleotides. Lineage: Eukaryota; Metazoa; Chordata; Amphibia; Anura; Pelobatidae. The record is from the annotation of a GenBank genome assembly.